AUGGCCGCCGCGAUCUCGCGCGCGCGCACAAGUGAAGGAGGAAGCCGUUUGGAUCUCGCGGGGAGCGAGAUCCAAUAUGGCCGCCGCGCGCACUGGGGACCGUUGGAGGCGUACUCCAAGGACCAAAAGCCCGGGAAAACGCGGCAAAAAUGCCGCACGGAGAAAUUGGGUUUAAGAGGUACACAACCUAUAAUACAAUAAUUAUAAAACAGACAGUAACCAAAAAAUAACGACUGAAAGAAGAAAGUAGUGGAGAAAUACCACAUAGAAGAUAGAGAUGGGAAAAAAUAAAUCAGUCAGAAAUAGAAUGAAGGGUAAAAAUAUAUAUAUAUGACUAAUAUACUAAAGGAAUAUGAAUAAAACAGAUGAUAGCUAUAAUAGUAAAUAAAUCAUAGAAAAAAAACCCCACAAAAGUAGGAGACAGUGGCACUCUGACCUGUACUGGUGUGAAGCAGCAAAGAAAGAGGAAAUGACAUCACUGGGAGGGACCUAUAUACCUUGUUAUUCCUUUUUUCUUAUUGGUUACCUUGUUACUAUGUGAAAAAGUGCUGCUGUGAAGCUUAAGUAAAGAAAGUCUUAAGCAAAUACGAAGCCUCCUGUCAUGUUAUAAAAUUUACAAAGAUGAUACGAACAUAACUACCUCAAAAUAUUAGUGGGAGAUUAAAUUAGACCUGCAGAAAUGAGCCAAGCGAAAUAUUUCAUGACUUUGUACAGCUAUUGUAGUUAAAAUGAAUGUGACACCUAAGGUUUUAUAUAUUAUGCAAACAAUACCAAUUGAAGUUCCUAAAGGUUUUUUUAUAUAGGAAAUAUCUUUGGAAACCGAAAGAACCUCAGUUGGGUUACUCAUAUUUAAUUAAUCCUAAAAAACAGAGGUGGAAUGGGGCUCGCAAAUAUUAUAAAUCAGAACAUCUGUCCUGAGUAAUAAAUUUGGAAUAAUUUAGAUAAAGUUUGGAUAGAUCUGGAACAAUAUGCAUUUAAUAGUCCCAUUAAGGUAUCCCCUUGUUGUCAGGAUCGAGUGGAACCAAAACACACAGAACAAAUCACAACAAACCAACUUUUUAAAUACCGGUCCUUAGAAUGGCUGGACUAAUGGACAAAUAGAGUCAAUACGGAUAUCCAAGGUCAAAUCUAUACAGAAUACUGGAUAAACUAUACACAAGCGAAGGUCAAAGGAUUACAGAAGACAGGAAUAAUGAUAAUCCAUAACCAGAAUAAUUACCAAAGAAGAAUACUGCAGUAAAGCGAUACUGGGCCAACAAGAACCACAACAGGGCAACAAGGAAUGGAAAAUGUUAGUAUAUAUUGGCAGGUCUUAACUCCCAUUGGUCUAGGUCAUCUUGGAGUUUUGUAUAAUUAUGGACAGUAAUUCACCUUUUCAGUUUGACAUUUAUAUUUGUGUGCUGAAUUCAAUUUGUUGAAUUCGGUUCAGCAAAUUCUGGAUUCAGGACCAAAGUUGGUCACACAUAAAGGCACGCUGUGUGCAAGCAUGCAGUGUCGAACGGAAUACCAGAGGAAGGAGGGGAGAGAGCAGCAGACCUGAUGGGUAAGUGGGCAGCAGACCUGACGCCUGGCCCUUGGCUAUGUAAUACUCAAACAGUCUUUAAAGAUACAUAAACACCCUACUGUUGCAUGUACUUGCAAAAUUAAGUAAAUGAGAAGGAAAAAUAUAUAGUUGUAGGUUCUAUACCCCAGAUUGGGGCAUUUCGUAAUCGAUUAUAAUAGAGCUUCAACAAAUACUGGACAGAAUUAAAAUAAUUUUCAGCUAUAUUAUAUUCUUAAAUUCUUCAUUAUGUGGCUACUCUGAAACAAACAUGCCAGAAAUCAGAAAUGUUAUCCCCUUUUGAGAAACUAUGCUUUUUACAAAAACCUCAUACUGGAUUGAUCUCUGGAGGUUAUAAAAUAAUAACAUAAAGCAUAUCAUUUGUCAAACCUUACUUUUUUAAUCUGUGGAAGACUUAUUGUAAUAUAAAUCUCACACACGAACAAUGGCAUAAGACUGCAUUAUUAACAUAUAAAUGUUCAUUAUCUAAAAAAAUAAAAGAGAAUUCCUGUAAGAUUCCAUAUGCCAUAUAUAAAAUCCAAUUUAGUAGUCCAGAAAAUUUCUGGAGAUGCUUGAAUUGUAUAGUAUAUGUUCAUAUCUGGUGAACAUGCCUACUUUUGAGUCCGUUUUGAAAAAGAAAUGGUCAGUAUCAUAAGAUCUCCGGAUGACCUAGAUUUGGAAAUGGACCCCUCACAAAUUUGAAUUCAUAACACAAAGCACUCAAGCAAGAAUUAUAGGAAUUAUUUUACAGUUAGGCUGAUUGAUUCAGCUAAGAUUUUGACAUCAUAAUACUGGAAACAAGCACAAAUUCCUUCAUUUAGGGAAUGGUGUUAUGUGGCUUAUGAGAUAUGUAAAAUGAAACAAAUAAUAUUUCUGAGUAAGGGUAAGAGUAUAGAACACAGAGAUGGCUACUUUGGUUUAAACCUGUUUUCCUGACACUAUAGCAUCUUUAGGACCCCCACCCUCAGGGUCCCCCUCCCUUGGAGCUGAAGGGGUUAAAACCCCUUCAACCACUUACCUUUAUCCAAUGCCAGGCUCCCUCUGCGCUGGUGACCUUUCCUCCCCCGCUGACGUCAGCUCCCAAGUGGAGCGGAAUGCGCAUGUGUGGCAAGAGCCACGCGCGCAUUCUAACAGUCCAUAGGAGAGUUACAUUUUACAAUUACAUUUUUGCACUCUGGUUACAAUUUAACAAUUGUUGUUUCAGAUCUGAUUUGUAUUUGGGCAGUAAUUUAGUAUUCCACUGUUUCACGCUCUAUAUGCUGUUACCAUUGUUUUAGUUUACUACUAAGAACGAUUAUUUUAUUGAGCUUUUUUCUUUCUUUUAUGUGUGCAUAAAGCACUGCUAUAGAAAGUUAUAUUACAUCAUUUUUAACAUUUUGGUUUUGCUUUAGUGACUUGUACGUCUAAACAUAUUACUCAAUAUAAUAUACAUUAUUUCUUUUUUUUUAUUGAUUGUCUUCAUUUUAUGUCUAUUUAUACCAUAUUUAGGAAAUGUAUUUGUGAAGUGUAAAAAAUAAAACGAAUAUAGAAAUCCACACGUCUAUAUCCCGCCAGUGGGUAAAUCCAUUUUAGCUCCCUGUCAAUCAUUUUUAUUUGCUCUAUCCUUUGCACUUGACAGUCAGGAUAGAGAAAGCUUACAGAGAGAAGAGAAACGAAACAAUGUUUACAUGUCUCCUCUUUCUUGGAAUGCUUGCCCUGGCUUUGUCUUCUCUGAACUAGGUAAAGAUGUAAUGUAUUAACUCUUUAGUAGAAAUUUAAAAGAGAACAGAGCAUUUCAUGAAAAUUAAGUUAGCUCACGUUUUAAGUGAUUUCAAUAUUUUAUUAAUUGGUAUAAAUUCCAGAGAAGUGAUAGCUCCCCCUUAACAUUUGAUAGAUUAGGGAAAUAUGCUACAAGACGAUCAUUGAUGAUAGUCAUUGACAACUAUUAGCAACCGUAACAAAUACUUUCAGAGUAAUUUUAAAGACAAUACUGCUUAUUCUUAAUUUAAUUCUUCCCAUAAAUAUAUUUUAUUUUGAGAUAUGUUCUGCAGAGUUGAAAGAUCUACAGUUAUUUACUUUUUAAUAUGUGAAUGAUGUAUCCUGAAGAAAUAUGUGUCAACUCUGCAAUAGUGAUGCUUGUAUGUACAAUAUGUAAGGAAAGGUAAAAAUAUCUUUGAAUAUUAGCUUUGUACUUAUUUUAUUUUAUAUCCCUUUCUACAUUUGUUAGUAUAUAAUGCAUUGUGUAGCUUUGCACUCUGUAUCAUUGGAAAUUGGAGAUACACUUUAUAUUAUUCACAAUGGUAACAUGCCACGCAGUUUAUGUACCAUGGUUAUCUGGUGUAAAAAGAGACUGGGAUUUGAAUUUUUACUGAUAUUUAGUAUAACUUCUAUUUUUCAUGGUGAACAUUAAAUUGUGAUAUACUAUUGUUUGUUCUCUUUUUUUCUGCUGAAGAGUGAAUUUCCAUUCUAACAGGGUUAUUCACUAAAGUGAGAAUUAAAAAUGAGUUUCAAAUUUAAGGUCAAAAUAGCCAAACUGCAAAAAUUCUCUAAGUCAGUUAUGAUUUCCAUUAAGCUACACUGGCUUUAAAUUUGAAAUUUACUUUAGAUUAACUUGGAGUUCUCCCUUUAGCAAAUAACCAUGUGUGUCUCUGAUGUUUUGUGAGCAGAUGGAUGUAGGUUCAUUGACAUUGUGCAGUCCAUUGUAUCUUCCGAACAAUAAUGUUGUUCCUGUUACACUAAAGUUCCAUAUUAUUCAAAUGUUUAUUCAGAUUUUUAGAAUAUUGACCUAUGCUUGUUCUGGUUUCUGUUAUUGUGACCAGAUAGGUAGACAGAGACAAGAAAGACUGACAGAUUAUUCCUACUAUUAAAUUAUAUAAGUAAAAUAAAAAAUAAUACAAUUUUAUAUAUAUAUAUAUAUAUAUAUAUAUAUAUAUAUAUAUAUAUGUAUGUAUAUAGAGAUAAAUUUACUCAUACUUACCGUAAUUUUCUUUUCCUGGUCAUAGGCCAUGGCAGCACAACAAUGGGUAGCUCCUCCCCUAUCCCUAGUUAGACAGGAACUAAUUAAAAUAAGGGUACAAAUACCCCCUCCUACCUCCUCCUCCCUCAGUCUAGUUAACAGCAAUAUCCCUGGGUGGGACCUUUGUGCUGCCAUGGCCUAUGACCAGGAAAAGAAAAUUACGGUAAGUAUGAGUAAAUUUAUCUCUUUCCUGGCCAUAUCCAUGGCAGCACAACAAUGGGUAAUACCCAAGCUAAAACCAAGGGAGGGAAAGAAAAACUCAGACACAUUAUUAUAUAAUGCAAGUGUAUUGUCACAAACAAUUCAAUGUGAUGAACAAAAAGAAUAGUAGUUAAUCCUUUGAGGCAGAAAGAACUGAUCUGCCAAAUCCAUCGUAUUGGCCAGCUCUUACAUCUAAACGAUAAUGUCUAAUAAAUGUAUUAGAAGAUGACCAAGUGGCUGCUUUGCAAAUCAGUUCUGUAGAAACCUUUGCUGCAGCUGCCCAGGAUGAAGAAAGGGAACGUGUAGAAUGAGCUUUCAAACCUUCAGGAACACUAGUUUUAGAUGAUCUAUAAGAUUGGAUAAUGGCCGAAACUAUCCAUCUGCUGAUAGUGGCUUUCGAAGCUUGCAGACCCUUCCUAGGGCCAUUAGGAAUAACAAAAAGCCUUUCCGAAAUACGCCAUUCUGAGGAUCUUUGUAUAUAUAUCUUAAGACAUCUUACUAGGUCGAUAGCAUCAUCAUCAGCGUCUUCCCUGUUAUUAGAUUCUUCUAUACUUAAUGCUGGAAGGAUUAUUUCUUCAUUCAUAUGGAACUCUGAAGUUACCUUAGGGCGGAAUUCUGGAACCGUUCUCAGGAUGACUCUGUCCUUAUGAAAUAUAGUAAAAGGUUCUCGAGCCGAAAGAGCCUGAAGAUCAGAAACCCUUCUACCAGAGGCUAGGGCUACUAGUAGAACUGUCUUGAUCGUGAGAAGAUGACAGGAAAUAGAUGCCAUAGGUUCAAAAGGAUCUGCUUUAAGAGCCUUCAGGACCAGAGGGAGAUCCCAUGGCGGAGUAAUAGACUUAAUGGGUGGCUUGAUCUUGAGGACUGCAGUCAAAAAUCUAGCUAUGUCUGGAUCCAGUGCCCAUCUAUGAUUAGUUAAAGCAGAGAGGGCAGAAACAUGCACUUUUAGAGUGUUAUAACUCAAUCCCUUCUCUAGACCUGAUUGUAAAAAAUCAAGAAUGUCAGUAGUUGAAGGGUUCAACAUAUCAAAGGGCCUUGAACUGGCCCAUGAAGAAAAUACAUCCCAUAUUCUGUAGUAAGUGGAUGAAGUGGACUUCUUCCUUGCUUGAAGAAGUGUCUCGAUAACUGAUCUCGAAAAUCUCUUGUCCUUUAACCCAUCCCUUUCAAGUACCAUGCCAUCAGAUGAAGGGAUGCUGGGUUUGGAUGAUGAAUUGGACCCUGAUGUAACAGGAAUGGGACAACUGGAAGGCGCCAUGGAUCCUUCUUGCACAGACUUAGUAGGAGCGGAAACCAAGGUCUGCGAGGCCAAAAAGGGGCUAUUAGAAUCAGUGAUGUCUUCUCUUGUCGUAGUCUCCUUAGCAGAGGGAAGAUGAGGGGUUUCGGAGGAAAGGCAUAAGCUAGGUUGAAGUUCCAACUGCAUGUCAAUGCGUCUCUUCCUAUGGCCUGGGGAUCUGGAAUUCUCGAAAAGAAGUUCUUGACUUUUCUGUUGUUGCUUGUAGCCAUUAGAUCUAUCUGGGGAAGGCCCCAUUUUUCUACGAUCUGUAGAAAUAUGAUGUCUGAUAGACUCCAUUCUCCCGGGUCUAAUCUCACCCUGCUGAGAAAGUCUGCCACAGAGUUCUGAGUUCCUGGGAGAUGUAUUGCAGAGAUAUUCUCCAAAUUCAUUUGAGCCCAGGCCAUCAAAGGUUUCAUAAGUUUCAUCAUUCUGCAACUUCUUGUCCCUCCUUGGUGAUUUAUAUAUGCCACAACUGUGGCAUUGUCUGUCCUGAUCUUGACCCAUUUGUGAAGUAAAAGUUGCUGGAAGUGUAUUAGAGCCUUGAAAACUGCCAGAAGUUCUAGAAGAUUUGAAGGGGUGUCGGAGGUUGAAAAUGCCCAUUUCCCCUGAACAUAGUUGUCUUGAAGGUGGGCUCCCCAGCCCCAUUGACUGGCAUCUGUGGUGAUGAUGAUCCAUGGAAUGUUUCCUAAGGGAUAACCUCUGAAGAGAGAUUCUUUCUGGGUCCACCACUUCAGGGAUUUUUGUACGUGAGGAGGGAUCACUAUAGGUUGAGACAGAUUGCCCUUGAAUUGAGAAAGGAAAUUCCUUUGGAAAGGCCUCAUUCUCCAUUGGGCCCAUCUCGUAAGUCCUAUGGUGGAGGACAUUGAUCCCAGGAGGCUCAUAGUUGUCUCUGCUGAGGAAACACUGGAUGCUAACAUGUCUUUGACCUUUUUCCGAAUUUUCAUACCCCUUUCUGGGGACAGUUGGACGGAACCUUCUGCAGUGUUGAAUGCUGCUCCUAGAUAUAUCAUGCUCUGGGAUGGCUUUAGGUUGCUUUUGGCAAAAUUGAUCUUCCAUCCGUGUUGUUGAAGAUACUGUAUACAUAUCAGGCCGUGAUCUUCUAAUAUAUCUCUGUUUUCUGCCAGAAUCAAGAUGUCGUCGAGGUAAUGAUAUACUGCAAUGCCUUUCUUCCUGAGUUCUCCGAUGAGAACCACCAGAACUUUUGAGAAAGUACGCGGAGCAGUGCUUAGCCCAAAAGGGAGAGCCCGGAACUGAAAAUGACCCUCUUCUACAGCGAAUCUGAGGAAUUUUUGAUGCUGGGGUGCUAUGGGAAUAUGGAAAUAUGCGUCUGCCAGGUCUAUUGACAUGAGCCAUUGAUCUGGAAAAACUGCUUUUACAAUGGAUUGAAGAGACUCCAUCUUGAAUUUCCUUAUGUUUAGGAACUUGUUUAGUCUGCUUAUCUCCAUCCCCCUGUGGAUUUUCUGGUGAGAAAGAUAUGGGAGUAAAACCCAUGUGUUUGUUGAGCUCUUGGAACUUGAACGAUAACUCCAUCGUCUUGAAGGGAUGAGAUAAACUUUUUUAGGGAAUCUCUUUUUUCUACAUCUCUUGGCCAGAUUGUCUUCUGGAAGGAGCGAGGAGGCGGCCUUGUGGAGAAUUCUAUAAGAUAACCUCUCUGUAUGAUAUCCAGCACCCAUCUGUCUUGAGUUGAAUGUUUCCAAAUAUUCUGGAAUAGAAGUAGACGGGCACCUACUCCUCCAGAAUGGUAGGUGGGUUUGUCAUAAAGGCUUCUUGUGAAAUGAGGAACCUCUAGACUUUCCUCCUUUGUUGGAUGAAUGACCUCCUCUCCAUGGAAUGGAUCUUCCAUAUUCUCUUCCUGGUUUAUAAGAUCUGGUAUCACGAAAAGAGGGGUAUUCAGAGUAUCUUCUGGCUCGAAAGGAUCCACGGGUUUUCCGGUCUUGUGGGAGAAAGGCUCUCUUACCUUCUGCAGCUCUUUUGAUGCACUCGUCUAGAUUUUUACCAAACAACAUCUCACCAUGAAAAGGAAGGGCGCAUAGACUAGACUUUGAUGAUGAAUCUGCGGACCAGGAUCUCAGCCAUAAAGCUCUUCUAGCUGAAAUUGAAAGAGCCAUGUUUCUUGCUAAAGCUUUCACCAUGUCCACUGAGGAUUCUGAGGUAAAGUCAACGGCCAGUUUAAUAUCAUUUAAUCUUUCCAGAAGAGAAGAUCUGUUUCUCCCAUCUCUGAUAUCUUCUUCCAAGUUUUCGAUCCAGAUUUUUAAGGCCCUGGAUACUGAAGUAAGGACUAUUGCAGGGUGAAAACCAGUCCCUGCUGCUACAUAAGCUUUUGAGAGAUGCAGAUCCAUCUUUUUUGUCCAUUGGGUGUCUAAAUGAGCCUGCAUCAUCUACUGGUAAUGUGGUGUGUUUUGCGAGUCGAACUACUGCCGCAUCUACCUUAGGGGCAUUAUCCCAAUGGUAUGAAUCAGACUUGUCAAAAGGAUAGAGGCGAGAUAUUCUGCCUUGUGCUGAAAGCUUCUUAUCUGUGUUAGACCACUCGUCUUUAAUUAAUUCCUUAAUAGUAUCAUGUACUGGAAAGGUAGCUCUUUUCUUUCUCAAAUCUGAGAAAUAACGAUAAGAGGUUGACUGCUCUGCAACUGCCUCCUUCAAGCUCAAAGAUUUACGGACUUUGUAAAUGAGGUGGUCUAUCUGAGCAGGUUCUAAAAAGUCUGCAGGGGCCUGAGUUUCUUCUUCGUCUGAAGAUAAGAAAUUCCCCUGGUAUGAUUCCAUAUCCAUGGAUUCAUCUGACGAAUCAUUACGUUGGUAAUCCGAAGGUUCAUGUAACCGGGGUCUUUUGUGACUUGCCCCUGCUUCUUUGAUACCUUGAGCCACCGCUUGUUUUAUGAACUGUACAAAUUCCAUUGAAGGAUUAGAUGUUGCAGCUGCUUCAGAUAAACAUUCUGCGCAUAACCGUUUGCCUUCCAGCGGUUUAUUAUUACAGGCUUCGCAUUGAUUUUUCUUUGGAGAUUUUCCUUUGGAUGAUCUCACUGUUUUCUUUCCCGUAGAACUAUCAUGAUAGGGAAAUAUCUCACAUUAGCACUCUUUUAUUUCAUGUAUCAUAUUCCGGAUAAGGGAAAAAAAUGAUGUGAUAUGGCUUACCUAUAACUCUUAGAGUGUGACCUAUUUUUAUAUCCAGAAGAGUCCGAAUCAGAAGAAAUUGAUCUCCUUUUGUCUUUUUCCAUUUUGGAGUUGAUUAUGAACAGUCUAAAAAAGGAAUUCUUAUUGUUAUAGAAAGAAAGGAGUAAAGAAAUGAAAAAAAUGUGUAUAUACCUUUAAGAAGUAAAGCUUACCUUCAGAUUUUCAGUAAAAUAUAAACGCAAUUCAAAUUGAGAACUGUAAGAAAACAGGUCCUCUAAAGACCUAAUGAGGACAUCAGGUAAUAAUUUAAUUCAACUUUGGCGCUUAAAUAGGCGUGUGACGUCAUAUCUGACGUCACCGCCUAUCCGCGCAUGCUCAAAACGAGCGAAUUCAUUGCUCGUUAACUGCGCAUGCGCGGCACAAACCCGGAAGCUACUCCGGAGUAGGAGGCACUGUAACUGCCUCAUGGGGACCAGACGCAUGCGCGGUGUAUAGCGUGCGCGCGGACCCGGCGUGCACGCGAAUGAAGCUAGCGUGCACGCGAUACAAACGUGCACGCGCGAAACGGCGCGCAUGCGCACCCGGACAAACAGGACGCCGAGAAGGCGUGAAAGAAAAAGUACACAGAAAUAAUAGGCAGGGGGGGGAAAAAACCCACACAUAUGAUCUAACAAAUACAGUAUAUAUUGUAAAAAGUAUUUGUACAUACAUACAUGUGGGCUGUUGUAAAAUGCAGAAAUCCAUCCAGGAUAAAGUCUUCUUGCCACUUCCUGCUACCUCUUGGUCACUGCAGGGAAUCAGAGUUAUUUGGCAUUUUUUUUCUCUUGCUACCCCUAGGGUCACUGCAAGUAAAACCCCCGGUCACUAAGGGGGUAUCUUCAGGGGGACACCUUUGCACAGGGCCGGAUACUGAAGCUUCCCAAGGAAGAGAGGCUGAACUUCCUUGAGGACAGAAGGUAAAAACCCUCAGGUAAGCCAUAAAAGAAAAGUGGUUAUAGUCCUGAAAAUAGACUAAUUUGGUCCUAUAGGGAUAGGACAGGAACAAAAAGACUGAGGGAGGAGGAGGUAGGAGGGGGUAUUUGUACCCUUAUUUUAAUUAGUUCCUGUCUAACUAGGGAUAGGGGAGGAGCUACCCAUUGUUGUGCUGCCAUGGAUAUGGCCAGGAAAUAUAUAUAUAUGUAUGUAUAUACAUAUAUAUAUAUAUAUAUACAUAUAUGAAUAUGUAUAUACACAUAUCUGUAAAAUAGCGAAAUAUGUAUAUUUUAACAAUUAAGAAUUUAAUAUCUCUUGAGAUAUCAGUAUCUCCAUGUCAUGCAUAGUUACCUGAUCAAACCUAGCUAUAUAAACAAACCUUGCCUAUAUAAACAACUGUUUGCCAUUAGUAUUAUUUAAUAGAUGUGCAAUGUAGCAUACGAUAUGCAAGCUAAAUAAUGAACUUACUGAUAAAUCUUAACUAUUAUUGAUGCAUGUUGCUUUUCUACUCUCUUGAUCUCGAGUUCAGGAUCAAGAAUUGCUAAGCAUUUAGGUCUUGGAAGCAUAUCGCCAGGGCACAGAUGUGCAUUAAUAAUGUGCUUAAAAAUAAUGUAACAAAUAAUUAUUACUUGCUUUUUUGCAUUAAGCCAUAGUAGUAAUUUAUUAAUUAGAUAGCAAGUUGUUGGUUGAUUUAAUUUCAAAUAUAUUCACACAACCAUUGUACUGUUUACAUGACGAGCUGAUAGGAAAGGCACAGAGUGCACUGGUAUUACACAAAGUUAGAUAAAGCACUUUUUUGCAAAAAAAUUAAAAAAAUCCCAUUCAGGGAUUUUAUUGGUGUGCAUCCAUAACAAAUUACACUUUCCUUGUAUUUCUCACUCAAAAGACACGGACUACUGUAGAAAGUAUGGAUACCAUCCAUGGGUCUGUCUUGAUAAGGGUUAAAGUGCAGUCCAAGCACCAUAACAACAACAGCUUGUUGUAGUGGUUAUGGUGCCAGCAGUGCCAACUAACUAUCAUUAAACCCUCUCCAGAAUAUUUUUGGGCUAAAAUCCUUGGUCUUUUUGCCAUCUAGCAAUGCCCCUGGCAAGGGCUGCAGACACUAAUUGCUAAAUAAGUUAGUUAAUUAUUAAUCCUUCUGAGUCCAUUUCUAGUGGAUAUGUUAUAGAAUUGAAGUUUUCACUAAAAAAGGCUAAAAAGUCUGGGAGGGGAAUACUAAUUCACUAAACAGUGUUUUUUUUCUGAAAAAGCCAAAUUUAAAAUUUAGGCAAAACAGCCAAGCUGAUUUGGAGAAUUUUUCCAAACCAACUACUUUGGCCCACUUUAUAAUAUUUAGAUUUUCAAUUGCUGCAAUUCAGAGUUUAAUGACUAAGUAUAACGCAAGCCCUGACUAUAUUAAUACAUAUGUACAUGUAUAUUAAUACUUGUGCAUUCUAUUAAAUUAUGUCUCUAUAGUACAUAUAUUAAACUAAUACAUGCAUUAACAUAUAUUUGAAUUUAUGCAUAACACUCUCUGUAAUUAAGUAAUAUUAUUUCUUUUUUACAAUUCGCCUAAUGAAAAGCACUGUUUAUAAAAGCGAAGGAUCUAUAUAAGGAACAAGGCAUACUCUCACAAACACACAAUUAUACAAUCACUGACAUAUGCACCAACAAUCAUUCACUGUCUCACAGACAUAAGCACUCACUGAUACACUACCAGAAGCACUCACUGUCACACACAAAUUAUGACCACUCACUGAAAAUCUUACAGAAGCUCUCACUGUCACACAGAAAUCAAAAGCACUCACUGAAACACUGACAGAAGCACUCACUGUCACACAUAGAUUGCAAGCACUCACUGAUGUAUUGACAGAAGCACUCACUGUCACACACGCAUCACAAGCACUCACUGACGCACACCAACCCUGGCACAAGCACUCGCUGAAACACACACACUAUCACUAGCAGACAAUGACACAAACACUUACACAAUGUGCUUUAAAGACACACACACAAUGUAGUUAAAAACAUCAACAUUUCCACAAUGUAGUUUACAGAGACAUUUGUUUGGGACUCUUAAUGCUGGAUGGAGCCUGGCAGUUUACAGGAUAGGGGAAACACAAACACUUUAUAUUAAUCAAGCCAUAGUGCACUGAUCUACUUGACACAAACAUAUAUUAAUCAACUUUUUUUUCAUAUUUUAUAGUUUAGCCCUACCCCCGCGAAAAAAAUCUUGGUGAUCACAAACUAUUGCUAAUAUUUUUUUUCCCACAUAAAAACUGGUGGAAUGCUGCCCUAAGUACCCAAAUAAUGGACCUUCAAUGAUCAGUAUGGUACAUUGCUCAUAGAUCACCUGUUUGAAUCUUUGCAAAAUAGUGUAAAAUAAAGCUGUAUAACAAUGAUAAUAUAUGUUACAGUAAUGGUGUUUUACUCUUCAUGGAAAAAAUACACCUGUGAAGGUUGACUGACAGGUUAUUGUAGAAAGUACAUAGAUAAAAGAGACAGUUACAUUUGUGAAGUUGUAGUUGAAUGUAUUCUUCCAUAAAAGAAAAAAUAUAUACCUUACCAUGAAAGAAUGAGAAAAUGAGAAAAUGGAUGUAUAAUCUAAAAUUGAAUAUAUCUCUAACAUUUGUAACCAAUCCACUAGGGAAAAGAUCAUCAAAUGUAUUGAAGGGUGCCACUUACUGCAAGUCAGUAGUGUGAUAUGUAUGAUAUAUGUCUGCAACGAAAUACAAUUUUUGAAAGAAGCAAAGUAUGGAAGGAGGAAGAAUUCAUGCUGAGUUUUGAAAUGGACUCUAUGCUGAAUCUAAAGCAAACAUAACAGAAUAUAUUCCAUAAAAUUACAUCAGAAAUAUAUGUGUGCAAUCUUCACACGUGGGGUAUAAAACGUUAGAAAAAGAGGAUUAAUUUCUAAGAUGGUUUGUUUUUCACUCUCCUCAACAUUAUGUUGUGAAUUAAAUACUGCAUAACUCAUUUACUUUAUAGACAACUAAUCUUGAACCUAAAAUAAGAUACAUUAUGAGUCAAUGAGCUAAAGUACUUUGUGAAAAGAAGAGAAAACUCUGAAACGCGUUGUGAGGAUAUGUGCUGUUAUUGCAGAGCUGUUUACUAUUUAUAUUGGAUGUUAUUCACAAAAAAUGAAAGUAAGAAUAUUUUUCACUAAUUUGUUGUGGGAAAGCUCCCUCAUUUGCUUUUAUUACCAAAAAAAUAAAAGUAAAAUUUGGUGUGAUGAAGCUCACUCAUUUGCUGUACCUGUAAAUCUGCUAUGAGGAAGAUUUGACUGUCAGAUUGCUCAGAAAGCAAUGAUGAAACAUUAUAUGUAUUUAUUCAACAAUUGCAACAACUGUUUCAAAUGCCCUAUGGCUUUCCAGAUUUCAGUCUGGCUGACUGUGCAACAAAUACUUUCAGACCAUGGCAUCAAUUUAAAUGGGUUGAAUCAGAAAGGAUUACUAUUAUUUUAAAAAUAAAAUGUUUCAUGUGAUUUAUCUACAAAAGAUAGCAUAGACUUUAAUGUAGACUUCUCUAGAUAACUAAUUUUCAUUUUUUUCCCACCAGAAUGAAAUAAUUUCUCAUUUAAUAUUUUUGAAUACGCAUUUCAUGAUUUAAUAUUCAGAUUUUUUUUUAUGUUUUUACAUAUUGAUAUAUUUUUGUAAGAUAUAUAUUUUUUGAUAUUUUAAUAUUUUGAAAAAAGAAAUUUAAAAGUUUAUCCAAAAAUAUUAAAUCAUUUGAAAUGCUUAUGCAGAAAUAUUAAACUGAGCCUUAGGUUGAAGAGUAGAGGCAAUCCUUUCUUUCUCUCUUUCUCACUCAGUUUCAUUACAUGUUUACCUAUUCUCUCCUUAAUUAUUUUAUUACUCCAUCCUUUUUGUGUAUAUUUAUAGAACAAUGAGAAACCACAUAUCAGAUCUCAUUUAGCCACCCGGUAUUCAAAGGGGAGGCACCCUUGAGGCGGAAGUUACAUCAUACAUCUUUUGAGUGUACUUUGAUCAAGAUCUUUUUUUUUUUGGUUCAGUACUGUAUUACACUAUAUUAGUAUUUCUGUUAUACAAUUUCAGCUGUAUUCUCCUAUGUUUUAUCUUUGUACUUGUUAAAGAGGGAGGUUGUCUGGGACAUCCCUUGGGGAAGUUGUAAUCAAAAUUUAAUCAGAUAAGUGUAAAUAUACCACACAAUACAUGUUGGGUGAGGUUGUGGGUAGUUAGUAUAUGUUUGAACCAAUGGUGUCAUUGUGGCCGAUUUGCUCCCAAUUGAUCCGUUUGUUUAGACAACAGUUUUGAGUAACAAUUGUCGUUUCAAAAGUUUGGUUCUGAGAAGCACACCAGAGCCUAUAUAUUCACAUUUAUGCUCAGUUAAUGUCAUCAGGAUGUGAAGGUAGAUUUAAUCCACCAUUAGUUUGUCUUUGCAUUCUGUGCAUCAGGGAAUUGUGGACCAUUUCAUAGAAACAUAGAAUGUGACGACAGAUAAGAACCAUUUGGCCCAUCUAGUCUGCCCAAUUUUCUAAAUACUUUCAUUAGUCCCUAGUCUUAUUUUAUAGUUAGGAUAGCCUUAUGCCUAUCCCACGCAUGCUUAAACUCCUUUACUGUGUUAAAGGACCACUAUAGUGCCAGGAAAACAUACUUGUUUUCCUGGCACUAUAGUGCCCUGAGGGUGCCCCCACCCUCAGGGACCCGCUCCCGCCCGGCUCUGGAAGGGGGAAAGGGGUUAAAACUUACCUUUUUCCAGCGCUGGGCGGAGAGCUCUCCUCCUUCUCUCCUCCUCCGUUCCUCCUCCUGGGCUGAAUGCGCACGCGCGGCAAGAGCUGCGCGCGCAUUCAGCCCGUCGCAUAGGAAAGCAUUUACAAUGCUUUCCUAUGGACGCUGCGUGCUCUCACUGUGAAAAUCACAGUGAGAAGCACGCAAGCGCCUCUAGUGGCUGUCAAUGAGACAGCCACUAGAGGAUAGGGGAAGGCUUAACCCAUUAAUAAACAUAGCAGUUUCUCUGAAACUGCUAUGUUUAUAAAAAAAUAGGUUAACCCUAGAAGGACCUGGCACCCAGACCACUUCAUGGUCUGGGUGCCUAGAUCCUUAACCUCUACCACUUCAGCUGGAAGGCUAUUCCAUGCAUCCACUACCCUCUCAGUAAAGUAAUACUUCCUGAUAUUAUUUUUAAACCUUUGUCCCUCUAAUUUAAGACUAUGUCCUCUUGUUGUGGUAGUUUUUCUUCUUUUAAAUAUAGUCUCCUCCUUUACUGUGUUGAUUCCCUUUAUAUAUUUAAAUGUUUCUAUCAUUGUCCAAUGCAGCAUCAUUCAGAGUACAGAGAAUCAUUUUUCUAGCAUAAUUAAAGGAUAACUACAGUGUCAGGAAAACGGGUUUGUUUUCCUGACACUAUGGUACUAUGUCAUCCUUGAGGGACCCUCACCCUGAGGGUUCCCCUCCCAUGACGCUAAAGGGAUUAAAACCCCUUCAGCAGCUUACCUUAAUCCAGCACCGGGCUCCCUCUGAGCUGGUGAUCUCUCCUCCCCCGCUGAUGUCAGCUCCCAAGUGGAGCGGAAUGCGCAUGCAUGGCAAGAACCACAUGUGCAUUCUAACAGCCCAUAGGAAAGCAUUUCACAAUUCUUUCCUAUGCACGUUCUGCACGUUGGAUGCAAAUUUUGCAUCCAGCAUCGCAGAAGCGCCUCUAGUGGCUGUUAGGAAGACAACCACUAGAGGUUGGAUUAACCCUUCUAUGUAAACAUAGAUGUUUCUCUGAAACUGCAAUGUUUACAUGUGAAGGGUUAAAACCUGAGGGACCUGGCACCCAGACCACUUCAUUGAGCUGAAGUGGUCUGGGUGACUAUAGUGUCCCUUUAAGGAUAAGAAUAUUUUUGGGGGGAGGGAAAUAGGAGGGCAUGAGCAGUAAGUCUAGCCAUGUUAAAAAAAUAUAAUUGCAUAAAGUCAACAAUGAAUUCAGGUGCUUAUAAUUUGCUACUGGAAGCCUAAAGUAGGUAUACAUUAAAAUGUACUGUUUUUGUGUUUUCUGGAAAGAAAUGUGUACAUUUUCUUUCCUUGUCAGUAUGUAUAGAUAGCACAUUUUUAGUUACUUUAUAUAUAAAUAUUUGCUCCUUGUUUGUAGACAAUAAACAAAGUUACAUAACAAUUAAGUUAACUAUAAGAAAAAAGUAUUUAAAAUAAACACAUUUUCUAUAUGUAACACUUUCCAAUGUUUCUGCCUCACAGUUCCCCAUUUACAAUUGUUCCAUGUACAUAGUCAUAUUGUCCCAUAAAUAUUCAGUUUUCUGUCCACAAUAAUUCAUUAUUUAGUGAAUAGAUGGAGUUCUGAUACCCGCAUGACAAGUGAUGAAUGUAAUGAAUCAUUCCAUGCUCAAAAUAGCCCAUAUAAACAAAUAAAUGCCAGUUGUGUUAUUUAAUAGAUGUGCAAUGUGGCAUGGAAAUGCCAGCUAAAUUAAAAAUAAUUAUAAAUCUAAGCCAUGGAUAAUUAAAGCAAGUAUGACCAUUCCAUAUUUAUCGUUCACAUUUAUCAUGGAGUUGCCAUCGUAUUUUGCUGUUACAAGAUAUUUGAAAUGGCCAUAUACUCAACUGUGUGCAUUCAUUUUAUAGUUAUAAUUUCUCCUCUUUGGGGUCUCUAUGUUGACUGUCUUUAGUUAGACUAUUUAGGCCCGAGUCUUCCAAAUCUAUUCCCAACUAGAGAUGUCGCGAACCGUCCGCGAACUUCUCGCGAACAGUUCGCCACGAACUCCGGUCAGCUGACACAUCCCGGCCAAUCUCCAGCAGACCCUCCCUCCAAGACCCUCCUACUUCCUGGACAGCAUACAUGUUGAAGGCAGCUUCAACAUGGAUGCUGUCCAGGAGGUGGGAGGGUCUGGGAGGGAGGGUCUGCUGGAGAUUGGCCGGGAUGUGUCAGCUGACCAGAGUUCGCCGCGAACGGUUCGUGGCGAACCGUGGCGAACCAUUCGCGAGAGGUUUGCGGACGGUUCGCAACAUCUCUAUUCCAAACUCACCACAACCCACUGUUAAUUGAACAAGCUUCUUGAUCUUUACCAUUAACAUGUAAGUAAUUACAUUUGCUGUCAUUAUAUAUAAUACUAUUUUUUAAGAAGAUAUUUAUAAAUAAAUAUAUAAACAUACAAAGAAUAAUAAUAACAUCUUGUCAAGUUAAAUCAUGUUCCAUCUGCAUGCAGUAAUAUUAUAAUAAUUAAUUAACUUAAUGGCUAUCAAAGUGUAAUGUGACAGAACAUUGCAAAGUUUAUAAGACUAUACACUUUAACACAAUAAAUCACUGAAGAGAGAAUUGAUUGGAAUACAAAGUGCUUUUCAAAUUUAAUUUAGGUAACAUAACUGCUACCUACAUUAAAGGUGCACAUGUGAAAGUUAAGCUCUAUGACUGAGGAUUCAUAAGCCAAGCUGUUUAUUUGAAAAUCAAAUAGUACAGAAAUAUGAAAUUGUGGAAUGCUUGUAGCAUAGCUGACUUGAAGUUUGUUUGUUUUUUCACAAAUGGCUAUUUUGGCCAUAUAUUUGAAAUAGCUUUGAAUUCACUUCGAAUUAAAGACAUCUCUCAUUUUAGUGAACAACCUUGGAAGAAUAAUAGAGAUUAUGAAUAAAGGGUCACUGUGGUUAAAGAUGUAAAAGUGGAACAAUCACAGUGGAAACGAAAAGAAUUGUCCUUCUGAUUGCUCUACUUUUCAAAAACUUUGUACCAAAUAAUUCUUCUUUUACAUCACACCAGUAGAACCGGGACAUAUGCUAAGUUAUGAUAAACUUGAUGGUAUGUGUUGCCUGUGUACCUGGCCUAUUGUGCUCUUAGCAUAAACUCGUUACCAUUGGCAAAAUUAAACAUCAGUAUGGGUCAGGUACUUUUAUUGAAUGGCUAAAACAUAGUCCUGAAUUGUUACACACAGAAAAUAGAACACAUUCAACAAACAUUGAUUUUAAUUACUGAAUAUUUGGUGACAUUAUAAUGUCCACAUUACUUGUAUUUGUGUGUUACUUCAUGUGGCUAAAUAACAUAUUUUCCAAAAUGCAUCUAAUUAUGUGUAAACAAUUGUCUGGGUUGCUCUUUUGAAUAACAUAGUAUAGUUUUGCAAAACCUGUUUUAUGUUGCUGGAUGCACAAUUUGAUACCCUGCAGUAAACCUCUCCACUAAAACUUUCAACAGAACAUCUGCACUUCUAUGAAUCAGACUAUUAUCACAGCCUGAUUAGUUUGACAAUUAAACGCUCUAAAAGAUAUUUUAGCUAAGGGUGACUAGUCAUUCUAGCCCAUAUGUCAUCUGUGUAUUGACCCACUCUUUCAUCACGCAGAGCGUUUAUAAUGCAUUUCUACAUAACGCUAUCAACUGAAUGCAUAGUGAACUUACUGACUGAUAAGACACAAUACGAUUAAUGUAAUUUUAAAAACUACAUAAACAUCACACACUUUUCAUAAACUAAUCUUGUUGAUGAUAUUUUCCUAGAGCACAUAUAAGGCACAUCUUUAUACAAAUAUAAAAGAAAUACACAAAAUAAUAAAUAGCAAUACAAAAUGACAGAUCAUUUUUUCUUGAGGGGGCUGGGGUAAUCUAUAUUGUAUAUUUAUAUAAUUUUGAAAAUAAGCACUCCAGUAAAGAAUGCUCUGAAAGAUGUAUAUGUAGGACUGCCUGAUUUUCUUAUAUUCACAAAUAAACAAUUAAACGAUUUUGAAUUCAGCAGAAUCAAGACUUUCCAGAAUUCAGCACCCUGGACAGCGGUAGGCAUCUGGUAUUGUGAGAAUUAGAGCCUCUUGUGCAAGCUAAUAACAUUAACAUAAUGGAGAUGAGCCUGCUAUCACUUCUGCACAAUCACAAUAUUACAGUGUGAUGAGAAGGGGCUGUAUUAAAUGCCUUCCUGAACCCAACUCAUCCACUUCAUACUGUUGUACAUGUAUCAAUGCCAACACAUUAUAGCACGUUUCACAGAGCGCUUUCUCCACAACACUUUUAAGCAGUUCAAACUCGUAAGUUAACCCACAAACGUCCACAUGUAAAGAAGAAAUAAAUAUUGAACAUACCUUAGGUCAUUUAACCCCCAAAUUCCUUAAGACGGUUUGCAGAACUAAGUUAUAUCAGGAUGGAAUCUGUUUGUCAGUGCGAGCUAUAAAUACACCAAAAGCCACAUAUACAGUGAUAGGAGAAAAUGAACAGGUCCGGUGUAUUUUUCCUGUAGAAAAACAGAAGAUUGUUGGAUGAAGCUAGGGACGCCCCUUUAAAGAUGAACUCCACCUUGAGCCAAUAGCACAUGGCUUAAAGAUGACUAUGUCCUGUAAAGCCAUAGAAUAACAAAUCCUAUUGCACUGAGGCUGCUGCAUCUCACCAGCACAUAGCAAUUACAGAAUGCUCUAAAAAUAUAAGCCAUUACAAGACGAGGGAAUUUUAUAGUGCCAAUCAAUGUCCCAGCAGAGGCUUGUUUGAAGGUCAGUGCCAUCUUGUGGCUAUACAUUUUUUUUUUAUUAUUUAUUUUAUUAAGUUAUUGCAUUGCAUACUUCUGUUUAUUAAACAGAAGAAAUAUAGAUCUAAACAGAAGCAAUGCCCAUGGGAGAAUGAGCUUAUAUAUGUUCUCUCUUUAGUGUAAGAAGGAUCUGUUGAAUAUUUCAAAGGGGCACUUGCUAGAUUAAAAAAUAGAAAUGUUUGCUAUGGCUGUGUGCUCAACUUUAACAACAUCUCUCGGAAUCAGAAUGUUAGCAUGUUAGUACGCUCCCUGGGAAAGUCGGUGCAUAAAGUAUGUGGACACACAAUUUGCAUUUAUUUAGCCAGUCGCUCGUUCACAAUAAAUCAAUUACUAGUACAAGGUUAGAUCAAGGUUAUUAGGGUGAGAGAGAGAGUUUAUGUAGUAUGCGUAUGUGUGAGAGCGAGAGAAAUAGCAUUUCAGUAUGUGUGUUUGCGUUGUAUGUGUGUCUGUGUUAUAUGUGUGUUUGUACAAUGAAUACUUUGCAAUUGCCAUAACUUGCAAAGGUAUUAUUACACAGAUAAUAAAGCAUACAUUUGUGUGUAGAUAUGAUUCACAAAUCCCUCCCUACCUCAUGUCCAUGAACGCUCACAUGUAUUCAAGCACACACACACACACACACACACAAGCAAUUAUAUUACUCAAAGCUAUUCAUCAAAUGGUUAUGAGCUGUCACGAUCGUUUCAGUGGAUUGAAAUAACUUGGUUAUAGAGAUAAUUUAUUCACGCAGCCCAUUAGCUCUACUGAGUUAUGUAGGUGUUUCUCUCUCAACACGUAGUUUAUUGUUAAAUAUAUUGUAGAGUAGUGUAUGGAGAAUGGUGAAAUCUAACAUGGUUCAAUAGCAUCCAGAUUUAAUGAGAAUAAACUAUAGCACAUGCGUAAAACAUUUCUUUCAUAGUGACCAGAAAACAUUGUGCAAUGUUAAUGCGUGUAUUUAGGAUUUUAUUUGUAUUCUGUUGCUGAAAUUUACCAUGCUUUAUAUAAGGUUCCUACGCUUUAUAUAAGGUUCUUUAUUUCUUGGAUGUAUUCAUUUUCAUAUAUUGGCAAUAUAAUACAUAAACACAGCCUUUGUUUUAUUUUUCUAAAUAUGGGACAUACAUCAAAUAUUCGUUUAUCAAUUACAUUUCUAGAUAAUGUGAAACGUGAGAUCCCCCAUUGGUUUUGCCUUUGUUGCUGUUGUUUGUUUUUCUUCUUCUUCUUAAUGCAACCACUAGUGCACGAAUUAUGAACAUUCUAAUAUAUAUAAUCAUUAUUUUCAUGCAAUGUAUGUCUAAAGGAACUAUAACCUCAGGGGAAAAAUUAAAUGAUUUAGACCACCAGGUGGCACUCUGGCCCACAGUCACCAGAGAACUAUUAACUCCUAAAGCAUUUCAUACUUCCUCACACUUCAAAUAUGUUCUCAGCUCAAGUAUUUUUCCUUUGGUUUGAUAUUCAAUUGCAUUUCUCUAAGGAUUACUAAGCAACACCCCCCCAGAUGGGUAAUGUGGAGGUGAUGUGGGUUUAUGGCCAGCUAUGCAAGAUCUGAAGCUUUUGCAGAUCAGCUUGUGAUGUGAGUAGAACGAGGUGGAGCUCAACUACAGAGGGCGUCCCUAAAUCUUCAGCAAUCUUUUCAAUCUCAGGCAGGGAAUUUACUGGAGAUAUGAAUCCUCUUUCUGUCUAUCCAUUCGUUCGUACAUCUCUCAGUCUAUCCUUUAUGUGCCACAAGGAACAGCUGUGGAGCUAACAAGGUAAUGUACUAUUGCAGUUACUGAUCCUGUGCUGCACAGAACUGUUGCCUAAAGUAAAGGUGCAUGAAUGAAUGUUAAUCGCUAUGACUGAGUGAUAAGAAGCAUGGUGUUAUAUUUAAAAAAAAAAAAAAAAACUAAAACAUGAUAGCAGAUCAUGGCAUGUUUGCAGCAUAGAAUCGCAUCAAGCAAAGGGUACUUCUCCAACUACUUUUUUUGGAAUGUUGGUCACGUGUGAAUUCUAUAGAACGUGCUGUAUCGGUUACUGUUGAUCAGAUUGAGGGACUAUUAGUAUCACACACUCUCUCUCUCUCUCUCUCUCUCUCUCUCUCUGUCUCUCUCUCUCACACACAUAUAUUUAUUUUUUGGAAGUGAAAACACAGGAUGUUCCUCUUGCUAUACAUAAGGAUCUCUGUGUUUCCAUUGCAUUCACCUGAAGUAAGCAUACUGUAACCCUAUGCUAUGUUUGCAGUUAAAGGUAGGGCAGUUUGUCAAUUAUGUGAGUGAAAGGGGCAUCCAAUGGCAAAGCCUAAUGCUAUGUGUUUUAAUAGGAGAGAUAGGAAAGGCAAAGCUAUGUGGCACAGACAGUGCAGAACCUGCUGCCCAUUCUGUAACACCUGCCUGUUACUUGUCACAUUGUUUCCAUCGUAUGUAACGAUUGUCGCUUAGUCUGGGAACGUUUAAUGUCUGUACUUUUGCAAACUAUGUAACGUGCUUACUGAUAUAAGUAGAUAUUGCCAUCUUUAAUGUGGGAAUCGAACAAAUGUAAAUAUGUUGUUUAUUUAAAGUAAGCAAUACGCAGAUUAUAUUUUUAGUAUAAGUCAUUUAGUAAAUUGUGAUAUAUUUUGUUGCAGGAGUAGAUCAUUUACAGAUAUAAAAUGGGAUGAUUAAUCUAAUCUAUCUAUCUAUCUAUCUAUCUAUCUAUCUAUCUAUCAUCUAUCUAUCUGUCUGUCUGUAUGUCUGUCUGUCUGUCUAUCUAUCUAUCUAUCUAUCUAUUUAUCUAUCUAUCCAUUUAUCUAUCCAUCUAUUUCUAUCUAUCUAUCUAUCUAUCUAUCUAUCUAUACAUCUAUUUCUUUCUAUCUAUCUAUCUAAUCAAUCUAUCUAUCUAUCUAUCUAUCUAUCUAUCUAUCUAUCUAUUUCUAUCUGUCUAUCUAUCUAUCUAUCUAUCUAUCUAUCUAUCUAUUCGUUAUAUAACAAAUGUUUUGAAUUAAUUUAAAUAUUGUGGUAUACCACCUUUGCACUCUAUCUGCUAUCUUCUCCACCUCUCUCUCACUUUCUGUCUCUAUUUUGAUCUACCUCCUCUCCUCCCUCUUCUCCCACACAAUACACAAAAUGUGACACUAUUUUGCAUACUUGUGCAGUUUGUGUAUAAAUGGCUAUUUAUGUAUAUAUACAUUUAAAGGACCACUAUAGUGCCAGGAAAACAUACUCAUUUUCCUGGCACUAUAGUGCCCUGAGGGUGCCCCCACCCUCAGGGUCCCACUCCCGCCCGGCUCUGGAAGGGGGAAAGGGGUUAAAACUUACCUUUUUCCAGCGCUGGGCGGGGAGCUCUCCUCCUCCUCCUCCUCUUCUCCUCCCGUCGGCUGAAUGCUUGCGGCAAGAGCUGCGCGGCAUUCAGCCGGUCACAUAGGAAAGCAUUCAAUGCUUUCCUAUGGACGCUGGCGUGCUCUCACUGUGAUUUUCACAGUGAGAAUCACGCAAGCGCCUCUAGUGGCUGUCAAUGAGAUAGCCACUAGAGGAAAUAGGGGAAGGCUUAACCCAUUCAUAAACAUAGCAGUUUCUCUGAAACUGCUAUGUUUAUGAAAAAAUGGGUUAACCCUAGCUGGACCAGGCACCCAGACCACUUCAUUAAGCUGAAGUGGUCUGGGUGCCUAGAGUGGUCCUUUAAGGAUAUAAAUGUGGGUGUGUUUCAACAGGCAGAUCAUAAUUUAAAAACCAAUAGUUCCAGAAUGGUGACUUCAUCCAUGAAAUUAUUCCCUGUAAUGAACAGGUAAUAAUGCACAGUUCAGCUCUGUGCUGUCUAAGUCCAUACUAUCUGGCGGAACUGGGAUAAUAUAUAUGUCCUGCUCUGCCUAGGAUUAGUGGACGUUACAAACACAAGUGACACCAACCAUCAUUCUGCAGUUGAAAUAGCUGUGACCUGGGACAUGUAGCUCCCACUAAUCUCAAGCAGUACUGGGAUAUGUGUGACCCAGGGAUGCCGUUAGAGCAAUCCACUAUUCUCCCCUAGUUGACUACACUAUAUUAUUACUUAAACAUCAACAUCACAUUGCCCUGACCCUAUCACUAUAUAGUAACCACUAGACUACAAUAACACUGAAUAUUAACCUAUAAACUGCACUAACCCUUAUACAAGCAUUAACCCUAACCUAGAACUAUUCAGUAAUAUUUGUAGUAUACAUAACUGCAAGUCAGUAAUUUCAGGGUUCAGAAAUAAUAUAAAAUACUCAACCUUGGGUCUCAUGGUUUAUUACAGUAUUUCCAGAACCCUUCGAUGGCAUUAUAUUUUCUCAUCAUACAUAGCUCAUCAUUAUGUUUUCUCUCUUCCCCUCUCUCUCUCUCUCUCUCUCCCUCUCUCUCUAUACAAAUUGGCAUUUCUAAUUAUAAAAAGACAGCUGAGACAUUAUAUACUGCCGUUAUACUAAUAAGUUAGCAAAAUAAUGAUAGGUGACCAAAAUAAAACAGAUAAGAAAUUGGUCAUAUAAGGCAAUAAAGGAAGACAGGUAAAUAAAUAUAGUUACAUUCUGUAAAAGCAUAUUGGCUGGAAAGCAAAAGAAAAUAGUUACAUUAUCUGAUUUUAUCAUCCCAUAAUAAUCCAUUUUUAAGUACAUUUCUCUCUACAACCUGUCUUCACUACUUUGCAGGCGUUUAAAUGUACAAAUCACAAUGAUUUCAGCUGUUUCUUGUGUAUGCUGGUAUGUCCAUUUAGUAGUCCAAAGUUUUCAUCCACAAAGUGCAGAUUAGUUAUAGGAGCCCACUAGUGCAGUCCAAAUUUAUUCAAAAAGCAUUCAAAGUACAGACGUUUCAGAACCCUGUUCCUUUAUAAAUGAUAAAUGCCCUCCUUUGUGGGUGAAUACUUUGGAUUGCUAUAUUUUGCUUGCUGUUGGGGCCACAGCAGCUUAUACACAAUAGCUGCACUAGGUUAAACUAUUUUGCCUGUUGGUAUUGUGCUAUACCACACUCCUAGAUCAUAUUUGUGUUUUGUCCAUUUAGUAGUUUGUUCUUAGAUGCUUUAUGAAAUAUCAGUCUGAGUCAUCUGAUUCUGUCACUCAGGGUCAGAUCCAUUGGAUUGUCUGUAUAGCUGAGGCAAUAUGUAAAUGUGAUGUUAUAACUUACAAGUUGUGCUAGACCUGUGAAGUAAUGUUGACUUGCAUAUGUUUAAAUAUAUAUAUUUAAUAUGUUAAAUAUAUGUUGACGAGUUCCCUUCAACUGAUUACUGGUGUAUAUUUAUUUCUAUUCUUGUAACAUCUGUUUUAUUGGAAAUUGUUCAAAAUAUUGCAUUGUAUCUUGUUAUUUCAUAUUGAUUUGCUCACUUGAGGUCUCUUCUCUCACUGUAAGAUAAUCUCUUACAGUAAAUGGCUGCAGGUAUCCCAUAUGAGCCAACAACUCCACCAAAUAUUUCCAUUGUAUGUAUAAUAUCUCAUCCAGUUUGUAUGUGCAUAGAUAUGCGUCUGGUUUUCCAUAGUAAGUCAUUAAUAGAUUGUAAUAGUAGCUUGGGAUCUGAGAAAUAUAAAUUUGAUGUAUUUUUAUACUCUGAGACAAAGGGUAAAAUUAUUGUUACAUUGUAUACCUUUUUUGUUUUUGCAGAUUAUAUUCCACAUUGCCUACAUCUGUAUAAAAUUAAAUUUAAGUGCUGAAGAAAUACAAUUUAUUGUGGAUUACACAUUUGAUGCUUCAUCGUGCAUUCUGCUGAAAUGUCUGAAAAGUCUCCAGAAAUUGUAAUCUAUGUAGUGACUCUAAAGGUUUAAGUGUUCCUAGAAAGUGACUGUUUUAAUUGGUAUAUGAUGUCAUACUGGUGAUCUGUAUCUUUUUCAACUUGUAUUCUGGUUUCUUGGAGGGUAGCAAUAUGCAUAUUAUUGACAUCCUUGACUUAUUUUACACAUAUUCUAUCAAGUGGUUGGUGCCAUAGCUUAACCCUGUUAGAUAGGUAUUUGAGAUCUAUAAUAUUCAUAUUCAUGAACUUUUAUCUUAAAUAUUCUGAUGUGUAAAAAGUGUUCACAAUUAUCUGUUGCAUACCCAUUUUGUUGCAUGGCGUAGGGUGCAUUAUAGUGCUGAAAGAGGCCAUUGCCAUCAGGGAACAUCAUUGCUUAGAAGAGAUGUAUGUUGUCUGCAACAAUUUCCAGGUAGGCGGUACAUGUCAAAGUAACAUCCAUAUGAAUGCCAGGACCCAUGAUUUCCCAGCAUAACAUUGCCCAGAGGAUAACAUUGCCUCAGCCAGCCUGCCUUCUUCCCAUAGUGCAUCCUGUUGACAUCUCUUCCCCAGGUAAACGACACAUAUGCACCCAACCAUUCACCUGAUUUAGAAGAAAAAGUGAUUUAUCAGAUCAGGCAACCUUCUUCCAUUGCUCCAUGGUCCAGUUCUGAUGCUCACAUCCACAUUGAUGGCGCUGACAGUGGUCGUUAUGGGCACUCUGACUGGUAUGUGACUGUGCAGCAAACUGUGAUGCACUGUGUCUUCUGACAACUUUUUAUCAUUGUCAGCAUAAGGUGUUUCAGCAAUUUAGCUGCAGUAACUCUUCUGUGUGAUUGGACCAGGUGGAAUAACCUAAUGUCAAUUCACCUGUUGUCCUUCCUUGCACUACUUUUGGUAGUUGCUAACCAAUGCAUAGCUGAAACACCCCACAAGACUUGCUGCUCUGACUCAGUCCAUCACUAUGUAGCCCUUGUCAAAGUCACUCAGAUCCCUUUACUUGCCAUUUUUCCUGCUCUUAACACAUGAAAUUCAAGAACUGUCUUUUCACUUGCUACCUAAUAUAAUGUGGUCUGUAUCUCCUGUCCAAUCAAGAGUUGGAAAAAAAGAUGAUUGAUGGUAAGAGGACAGCCAGUAAAUGUUUAUUAUAUUCACAGAUCAAGUGUGUCUUCUGCUAGCCAUUGUCACAUACUUGGAACACUGCCACUAAUUGGAAUCACCAAUUUUCUUUUUUUUGUUAGUUGUUUGUUUGUAGAAAUUAAAAAUAUGUUUGGGAAAUUAUAGCACAGUGGCAUUCACGCAAACUUUGAGCAGAAGAUAACCUGUUUUGUUAAUCCUAAUUGUUAUAAACCAAAAUGGAAGUGCACACAUUUUCUAAUGAGGACCUAGGUGCACCACGAAGGGAUGGGCAAGUUCACAACAAGUCGAUUUGUAAAGAGGGCCUGGGCACAGAGUGUAGUAUCUAAAAUAGCAGAAGUUUAUUUCAGGAACAGUUACAGAAACAUUUCAGCUCAAUACAUAAGCCUUCCUCAAGCAGAUAAACCCCUUAGUGACCAAGGAUGUAUCCUGUACGUCCAACAAAAAUAACGGCCUCAGUCGUACCUGAUACGUCCGUGGCACAUUUGAGCGAUGGAAGCGAUCAUUAUCGCUUCUGUGGUAACUUGUCUUCCUUGCAUGGUAAUUUGUCUUCCUUUCAGGAUCUCCCUAAACAAAGAAACAGAUCUAGGUAGGAGGGCUAAGAAUCUUUCCUUCCCUCCCAUAAUUGCUAAAGGAAGUGAUACAUGACCAGGAUGUGAUGUAAAACACAUCAUCUCAACUAAGGGUAUAUAAGAUAUUGCCAGGCAGGAAAUCAGUUUGUUGCUUCCUUUUCUUCCUUGGUGGAUGUGAUGUUGAUCUUGCAGCAGUAAGCCAUUACUAGAUGUGAAGGUCUAACCGUGGGUGAGUUCAAACAUGUGGGGAAGGGGAUUACUAUAUAUAUAUAUAUAUAUAUAUAUAUAUAUAUAAAGAGAGAGAGAAAAAGAGAGAGAUUAAAAAGGGUUGUUGCUCCUUGGGUCUGGGCUGUGUGUUUGUGAUAAAUUUAUAGUAUUGUGUUGUUGCCUUCUAAUAAAUACCUUUUAAUGUAGACAAACCUUGUGUAAUAUAUAUAUAUUAAUUUGGUAAUACACCACAGCUUCCAGCUGCACUAAGGGUAUUGCAGCGAUACCUCGAUGUUGAGGCAUCCUGCAAUACCCCCCUCACUGCUGGGCUGCCCGGUGAUUGCUACCCCAGAGCAGUCACUUCCAGGUUUCCCCACGUGGCUCCCGGCAGUGAGGCAGAGCAUCAGAAGCCAUCAAACAGGCUUCUGAUGCUCUGCCUGUGUGCUGAGUGCCUCAAGGGGUCGAGGCACUCUGUGAAGAAUAAAAUAAUAAUAAAAAUAAAUGCAUUUAUUUACUUACCCAAUCGCCGCCGUUCCCCCGCCGGCGAUCGGUGUUCUUCUCCACUGGGGGGAUAAUCUGACAGUCCAGACAGUCGCCCUUCUGCAAAAUAGGACCCCAAGGGCAUGUGAUCGCUCUGAAAGGGUGAUCACAUGGCCGCUAUAGGUGUCCAUAGUGCUACCUGUAGGGGGACUGCCUGAACUGACAGGCAGUCCCCCUGCUGGUAAAAAAAAAGUAAAAAAAAGUUUUAAAAUAAAGAAAUAAAGUUAUUAAAUAAAAAAAUUAAAUAAAUAUAUACGUCAUACUAAGUGCAUUUUCUUAUUAAUAUAUACAUAUAUUAAUAUAAAAAUACACUUAGAGAAAAAUUACACACGUAUAUAUAACAUAUAUUGUGCGCAGCCACUAUCCUGACAUGUGGGUAAGCACAUGCAGCCCCAGGGAAAGUUAAUUUUAAAUAUUAGUGUUUCAAAACAGUAAUACAUAUCACAGCGAUGAUAUUGUCAGUGAAAGUGAAGUUUUUUGCAUUUUUACACACAAACGGCACUUUCAGUAAUGAUAUCAUUUUUGUGAUAUGUUUUACUGUUUUAAAACACUAAUAUUUGUGUUCAGCAAAGUCUCCCGAGUAUUAUAGUACCCCCCAUGUACAGGUUUUAUAGUGUUUUUGAAAGUUACAUGGUCAAAUAUAAGGCUCAAUUUCAAUUUGCUAGUUUGGGUAUGUUGCCUUUGUGAGCGUAUGGUAGCCCAGGAAUGAGAAUUACCCCAAUGAUGGCAUACCAUUUGCAAAAAAAGACAACCCAAGAUAUUGCAAAUGGGGUGUGUUAAGUCUUUUUUAGGAGCCACUUAGUCACAAACACUGGCCAAAUUUAGCAUUCAUAAUAGUUUUUUGCAUUUUUAACACACAAACAAAUAUAAAUGCUACAUUUGGCCAGUGUUUGUGACUAAGUGGCUGCUAAAAAAGACUGGACAUACCCCAUAUUGAAUACCCUAGGUUGUCUACUUUAAAAAAAUAAUAUGUACAUGUGAAGUGUGAGUGAGAGAUUUAUGACAGAUAACAGUGUUACAAUGUCACUAUUGAUACAUUUUAAAAAUAUAUAUUUUGGAACAGUUUUGGGGGUCAAAGUCAGAAAAAGUGUGUUUUUUUAAAUUUUUUCUUCAUAUUUUAUAUUUUUUUAUAGUAAAUUAUAUGAUAUGAUGAAAAUAAUGGUAUCUUAGAAAGACCAUUUAAUGGCGAGAAAAGCUGUAUACAAUAUGUGUGGGUACAGUAAAUGAGUAAGAGGAAAAUUACAGCUAAACACAAACACAGCAGAAAUAUAAAAACAGCCCUGGUCCUUAACGGUAAGAAAAUUGAAAAACGGUCUGGUCACCAAAGGGUUAAAGCUCAUACAUAUUGAGCUGAAAUGUUGCUGUACCUGUCAUUGACAUAAACAUCUGUUAUUUUGGAUACCACCCUGUGUGCACAGGCCAUCUUUGCAAAUCAAUUCAUUCUAAUGUGAAACUAGUGGUUAUAGCUACUGCAAACCACUCCUGUUUAACACCAACUUGGAAUCACCAAUUUACAGUUUGACAUGCGAGUGGUUUUUUUUUAUAAGUGUUUAUAGAAAGAAAAUCAUUUUCCAGGCCAAUCUGUGCUGUCUACAGUGUAGUGUUUUUCAAAGUCAAAUGCAAUAAACUAGUAAAUCCAUCAAGCACCAAACCUAUUGUUUCUGUAAAUAGUUGUGUUAGUUUACAUAGUAUACAAUCAGUCAUAUCCUAGAUUUCUUGCAAUAUAAAAAUAAACCCACCAUUCUCAAUGUUAUGUCUUAACUAAGCAGAAUUUUUUUUAAUUAUUUAAAAAUGUACUGGUAGUGCUGGUGGUGGUGGAGAUGUUUUUGAAUGCCUUUCAUUGGUUUUGCCAUGUCUAAUUGAGUCUUGUUGUAUGGCUAUCCUUGCUACCUCCACAGAUGCAGUAGGCAGAGCACUGUUGUUGUUUUUUUAACACACUGUAAUUUUUGUAUCAAUCUCUUGUCAUAGAUAGAUUUUUUAAUUUGCUGUGUGCAUCAGUGCCACAGCUUGUGCUUUGCAAAUUGCAAUACAAUGUGUAGCUGCAGUUUACUGCACAAGUGGACCUUGCCUGCACUGAGUGUGGCAGUAGAUGUAUUGCAGGUAGAGUACAGCAUCAUUGAAGAUGACGAAUAAGUUUGCAAAGUAAUUUUUCUUUCUUUAAUUUAUGUGCUGUGCUACUGUCAAAGCACUCUGCAGUGCACUGUGUGCAAUGUAGUCAAACACUGCUGUUCCAGCUUUUUUCAAAUGCCUUUUAUUCUAGGGCUAUUGACCUGCCUGAAUAAUUACAGAAGUGCCUGCUACCACCGCAGACACAGUUGGGAGGAGCUGGUGGGGAACUGUGUAUUUCCACACGGAAGGAUGGUCACUGAUGCUACAGACAGGAAGUGUGUGUUCUUCUCUUGGUGGAAUGGGUCAUCAACUGCCAACACACUUUUUAAUUUCAUUGUUAAGCACACCAUAGUACUAUUAGCAGCUUAUGGCAUCAGUGUUUUUGAGGUAGAGUGCGAAAAGCAGAAUCCAUCUUGUUUGAGUUGUUUGUGAUGAGUGACUAUUUGGUUCAAGUAAAGUACAACUCAAAAAACACAAUUAGAGAUCUGAAGAAGCCAGCUGCAACCCAAACAGGUACUUGAUAUUGUAUUAAAGAAAUUGAACAUCAUCUUCAAAGAUCAUGUAACAUUCAGACAUCAUGAAAUUGAUGGGCUGAACCUGAAGUUGUAUUAUCAUUGGUUUCUUCUUUUCUGUGAGAACUAUACCACAUCAUGUCCAUAAUUAAGACUUCCUUUGAAAAAAGUAUGGAACUGCACUCACUCCCAUGAGUCAGAGCCAAGGUGCUCUCUGUGAUCGGAACCAAACACCAGAUUUUACCAAGGAGUGCCUGGACCCCUUUUAUUUUAUUUCAUAAUUAAGACUUCAGCAUGUUUUAUUUGUGAAAACACAUUUUCUACAGAAAUACUAUUUUUAAUAAAUGCAUUGGAAGUGCUACGUUUCUAACACCAGUUGUUAAUUUUGUUAGUAAGAUGUGUUAAUUUUAUGCUUUAAUAACAGAAUGUAAAUGAUCCUUGUAGUGUUUUUGCCCUGCUUGUCUGACUAUUGUUGUGUAACUAUGCCUACGACCUCCACACAGGUGUAAGCUGAUACAUAACUCUCUUUUUAAAAAUGGAAGGAUAAUCAGCCAUGCCUCAGACUGGAUGUGUGGGAAAGCUUUGUUCUUGUCAGUGUGGAAGGGGUGAUUGGGUGGUAAUUUAUUUGCCCACUUUUUUCUAUCAUUUUGUUUAACUUAAUAUGACUCGUGCUCCCUAUUUUUUUAUUAACAUGAGAUAACAAUCAGUUUUUAUCAGGGUGAUCAGAUUCACCAUGUUUACAGGGACACAUAUAAUAAUGUCAUAUUUAUGAAAAUGCAUGAUGACAAUGUAUAAUGCAUAUUCUACAGCAUUCUUCGUUGCCUAUUUGCUUAAUCUUAUACAUCUUCUUCUGAAUUCUACAUCCUAAAGGGUUACCCUUUUCAUGUGCUGCCCAUCAAUAUUGUAUGUGUGAUAUGUGUCCCAGAACACAUUGUGGAUCUGGUCACCCUGGUAAUUAUAACAUAUAUUAAAAUGAGCUAGUGCAAUUCAGAAUAUGCAGUGCGAAAUGAUCUAGCCAUUAAGCUGGGCAUUUAUGGAAUAUUACAGCCAUUUGUGCAUAGCACCACACCAAUUUUCUUCACGCAGACUUGAGUGCAAGGGUACAAAGGCUUUUAUAUAACAAUAAUGAAAGGGAGUCAAGGUAAAUGCCACUUUAUGGAUUUCUAUAAUCAAUUUUAUUUUUCAGACCUCAAAAAAAUGCAUAUUGGUUAAAAAUAGGGACCAGUAAAGACAAUAUUAAGUGAAUAUGACGUGACAGUCCUUCCCAUAUAACAAUGCCUUUGGAGCUUUUGAAUGCAGAUAAUUCAAUAAUCUAUUUAUAUAUUUUUAAAAUUAACAAACUUUUCUCAAUGUUCUCUGGAACAAAGUAGUAAAAGUUAAUGUCUACAAUAAUAGAUGUUUAGAACUGGACCUCCUAUAUGGACAUCAAAUUGAUAAACAGUUGUAAAAACCAGGUGCUUUGUUCAGAAACAAAUCCCAUUUAAAUCCUGUGUUAAUGAAGCAGAUUGUACAACAAAUGUUAAUGCCAGUCACUGACACUUCAGAUGUAGUUUAUGCAUCUGUUGUCAAUUCUGAUUUAUGUAAACUCAACAUAGUAUGCAAGUCAUUAUUCUAUAUUAUCCUGCUAUGUGACUAAGAUUUCAAUAAGUAUACUGGCCAGUAAUGAAAUCCACGUGCACCUGUAACCUUUAGUUUUUUUAAUUGCGAAGAGGGGUAGGUUUCUUUAUUAAUAUCACGAUAUUGUAAAAAAUAUUUUUUAAAAAUAGGCAAAUCUCUUUAUGUAUUUUUAACCCCUUAAGGACGGAGCCAAAUGUACACGUUGUGAACGAAACAAAAUGUAAACAAAACCUGGCAUUUGCACUACAUGUCUGUCCAACCGCAAUUCACCUCUUUCAUAUUAAAUGCAUAUUUAGCUAUGAAACAUAAUUUAAUAUGAAAAAAAUGGGAGAAAAUAAGAUUUUUUUUUUAUUUUUUUAGUUCUACAUGACAUUUUAACUGUCAAUUUCUUAAUACUGUUUGCUUUUACUGCAAUAAAAUACACAUAUUUGUAUUCAGCAAAGUCUCACAUGUAAAACAGUACCCCCUAUGUACAGGUUUUAUGGCGUUUUGGGAAGUUACAGGGUCAAAUAUAGCACGCUACAUUUGAAAUUGAAAUUCGCCAGAUUGGUUACGUUGCCUUUGAGACUGUAUAGUAGCCCGGGAAUGAAAUUUACACCCAUAAUGGCAUACCAUUUGCAAUAGUAGACAACCCAAGGUAUUGCAAAUGGGUAUGUCCAGUCUUUUUUAGUAGCCAUUUGGUCACAAACACUGGCCAAAGUUAGCGUUAGUAUUUGUUUGUGUGUGAAAAAUGCAAAAAACGCCAAUUUUGACCAGUGUUUGUGACUAAGUGGCUACUAAAAAAGACUGGACAUACCCCGUUUGCAAUACCUUGGGUUGUCUACUAUUGCAAAUGGUAUGCCAUCAUAGGGGUAAUUUUCAUUCUUGGGCUACCAUAGGGUCUCAAAGGCACCGUAACCAAUCUGGCGAAUUUUAAUGUGAAAAAAAUGAAAGUAAGCCUUAUAUUUGACGCUGUAACUUUUGAAAACACCAUAAAACCUGUACAUGAGGGGUACUGUUGAGACUUCGCUGAACACAAAUAUUUGUGUUUCAAAACAGUAAAAAGUAUCACAGCAAUAAUAUCGUCCGUGUAAGUGCUGUUUGUGCAUGAAAAAGGCAAAAAAAGUCACUUUUACUGGCGAUAUCAUCGUUGCAAUACACUUUACUGUUUUUAAACACUAAUAUUUGUGUUCAGCGAAGUCUCCCGAGUAGAACAGUACCUCCCCUGUACAGGUCUUAUGGUGUCUUGGAAAGUUAUAGGGUUAAAUAUAGUGCUAGCAAAUAAAAUUCCCUUUACUUUCGGCAUGGGUUGUCAGGCAGGUCCCGCUAAUUGUAAUUAAUAUAUAUGUAGAAUUAAUAAAUGCAUAUAUAUACGUAUGUGAAUCUAUAUGUGUAUAUAUAUAUAAUUUUUACAAUAUUUUUAUUUAUAUAUAGGUAUAUAUACGUAUAUAUUUAUGUAUGUAGAUAUAUAUAUUAUUUCGUUCUACAUGUAUUUUGAUAUAAAUAUAUAUAUAUAUAUAUUAAUAUCACAAUACAGUUAGAACGAAAUAACACACAUCUAUAUAUUUUUUAAAUUAUUUUUUUUAAUUAUUUUUUUAAAUUAUUUUUUUAUUUUAUUUUUUUAUGAAUUUACAUAUUACAUUUUUUUAUAUUAUAUAUAAAUAUAUAUAUAUAACAAUAAUUAUAUAUAUAUUUAAUCAGUAUCAGUCUACGUGUAAUUUGAUAUUAAUAUAUAUAUAUAUAUAAUUAUAUAUAUAUUAAUAGUAAAAUACACCUAGACAGUGUAUGUGUGUGUAUGUAUAUGUAUAUGUGUAUAUAUAUACUUAGAUCAUAUAUACAUAUAAUGAUCUAAGUAUAAAUUUUUUUUUUUUACACUUUUUAAUUUCUUUUAAUUUUAUUUUCAGCCAGCAGGGGCAGCCUACCCGGCAGGCAGCCCCCCUGCUGGCAAUGCAGGAGGCAGCCUACCCGGCCAUGUGAUUGUGGGGUCCUCGCAAGGACCUCACUCUCACAUGACCGGGGGGCACCGGAGGAGGAGGAUCUGUCGCGGGGGGGGCUCCCUGGGAGUCCCCCCCACCGCGAUCGCCGGCGUGGGACCGCCGGCGACCGGGUAAGUAAGAAAAGACCGGAGGGCGUACAAUUACGCCCAGCGGCGUUUAGAGCCGCCUAAAAUAGGGCGUAAUUGUACGCCCUCUGGUCUUAAGGGGUUAAAUGGUAGAAGACCUGCGGUUGUUGUUGUUGUUUUUUUUUUAUGUAUAAUACUGCUUCGGAACUGAGAAAAGUAUUUUUUUUUUUACCAAAUUCUUUAUUGUAAUAGGGAACAAUGAAUAAAAUGUUGUAGGUAGAACAGAGGCAGUAAGUAUGGGGCUGGAGUAAGCAUGCUGUUUGGAUAUUGUGGGGUCAGGUCCUGAUCCUCCACAACAUUAAAACCACUGAAAGAUGUAGUGAAUAACAUUGGUUGUAUCAUUACAGUGGCAUCUGUCAAUAGGUGAGAUAUUUUAGAGAGCAAGUGAUCUGUUAGUUCUUGAAUUUCAUGUGUUGGAAGUAGGAAAAUUGGGUAAGCAAAACUAUCUGAGUGAUUUUGACAACGGUGAAAUAGUGAUAGCUAUACUACUCAGAGGUAUGCAGUCAUUAGUACCUAUCAAAAGUAGUGCAAGGAAGGACAACCAGUGAACCAACAUCAGAGUCAUUGGUGCCCAUGUGGAGAGCAAAGGCUAGCCUGCCUGGUCCGAUGACACAGAAGAGCUACUGUAGCUGAAAAACAAGCAUAAUAACUGGACUAUGGAGCAAUGAAGAAGGUUUUUUUUUUAGAUCAGGUGGAUGGAUGGGUGUGUGUUUUUAUUUACAUGGGGAAGAGAUGGCAGCAGGAUGCACUAUAGGAUACAAGGCAGGCUGGUAGAGAAAGUGUUAUACUCUGGGCAAUGUUCUGCUGGGAACCCUUGAAUCCUGGCAUUAAUGUGAAUGCUACUUUGAUACCUACCUAGAGAUUGUUGCAGACAAUGUACACCCCUUCAUGGCAAUGAUGUUAUGGCAGUGGCCUCUUUCAGCAGCAUAAUGCACCCUGUCACACUGCAAAUAAAUUCAGAAUGGGUUUGAGGAACAUGGGAUUUGCUGGGACAAUAAAUCCAGUCCAUGGACGCCUCACCUUGCAACAUGCGGGACUCACAGGAUAUGGUGUCUUGUGUCGUAUUCAACAGAGGUCUUGUAGAGCCCAUGCCUCACUGCAUCAGAGCUGUUUUAGCAGCACAAGUGGAACCUACACAAUGUUAGUCAGUUUAUUUAUUGUUGUGGCUGAUCAGUGUAUGUUUGCAAUAUAUAACACUGUUGAGUGUUUUAAUCACAUUGAAGGACACAGUUGCAUAGUGAAUUAUACAGAGUGAUGAGCUGAAAUUGAUCUGCAGUAUAGAUGCAUGUACUAUAUUCCUAUAAUCAAUAACUGCAUUUGUUAUGUAAUUUUUUAUUUUGUUUUGAUCGUGGGAUUUAGACAUUUUUGUCUCGAAACAGAAUAUAAAGCUUGAAUCACACUUUAUCAAUAUGAAUUCUAAAUGAGUGGUCUGGGUCUAGAAACAUAACAGCAUUUUUAUAGAAAUUAAACUGGGCUAAGGUAUAAUUCAGUUUUGCGUUGAUGUUUAACUGGGGGUGUUUUAAUUAAUGUGAACUUUGUUUCAAACACAGUUGAGAUACUAUUGAAAUUAUUUUGAAACAUUUUGUUUCUUAAAAACAAUCUCUCAAGCUGAGAAGUCUAACUUUAAUAUAGUCUCAGUUGUAAUGUGGUUUGGUUUUUCAACGUAGAUUAUGGUAUCUUCUGCAUUCAUGUACACAAACUUGCCGAUUCAGAGGUGCUCUGUUUUAGUCGUCUAGCAUUCACUAUUUGGCCCUUGUCAAAGUCACUCGGAUCUUUUUGCUAGCCUAUUUUUCCUGUUUCCAACACAUACAAUUCAAGGACUGACUGUUCACUUGCUGCCUAAUAUAUCCCACCCCUUCACAUAUGCCAUUGUAGCGACAAAAUCAAUGUUAUUCACUUCACCUGUCAAUGAUUUCAAUGUUUUUGUUGAUUAGUGUACGAUUUAACUGCGUUGUGUAUUGUGUGAUAGUAAUUAUUUUAUCUGUUUUGUGUGUUUAACUCAAUAUCGCUUUUCAGUAUAUAUUGUAUAAACAAUAGUAAAGCAAAAGUACAGCUAAGCUAGCACAGUAGACAAAAGGAUCCCACAAGGUCAGGCAAGGCUCACGGUUUGUGAGUUAUCUUACCAUUACAAAUUCUUAGAGAUGAUCUGUGCUUAUACUCCGUAUAAACAGGGAUUUAGGUUUCUAAAAAAUCUGAUACAGUUUGAAGAACAUGACUCAAAUAAUAUAUAUAAAUAUAUAUUUUUUAAUUAUUGGAGCAAAUCAUUGAUUGCACUAUUUUAAUAAGGUGUCAUUGCAUAUGAAUGAAAAAAUAAUAAACAAUGUUAUACUACAUGCGUUUAAACAUAGCACUGUAGUAUCGUUAAGAAUUCAAUUUAAUUUUAUCUUAUUUAGAAAAAAUAUGCUUAAACUCUUUGUUGGAUUGAUUCCAUGUCAUAAGCUGAGUCCUUUGACCCUGUCGGUCAACGUAAAAAGAUCAGGAAAACAAAAAGAGAAACAAUGUCUCCUGUAAUGCAGUCUGCAUUAAAAUGAAAAUAAUGACAGUUGUAUUCAGAACUUGCUUUACAGACUAAAGUAAUUUGUAAGUAUUUUACUAAUAGAGUAAGUACCUAGAUCAGAUCUGCACAAGUUGGCAGUAUGUAGUGGCCAAAAUUAAAUAGGACUAACUUCUUCGAGUCGCAGAUAGGUUUUUAGUACCUCACUUUAUAAGUAAAGGUAUAAAAUUACAUAUAAAAAUAUAAAUAUACACACAUACUGACAGACAUACAGAUACACACACAUACACGGAUACAUACAAAUACACACACACAUUGACAGACAUACAGAUACACACACAGUGACACAUAGAUACACACUAACAUACAGAUACACAGACACUGACAGACAUACAGAUAUACACAAAGUUACAAAACAAAAAUGAUAAAACGUGUAAAUAUCACCAAAAAGUGAAUAAUAAAACAGAACAACCUGUAUAUGAAUGCUGAAAUACAAUUGGUAGAUGUAUCUGGGGAAAAAAGAAAUAUAUAGUGCAGUAUAAUCAGCACAGCAGUGGGGAGAGGGGAUGGUGGAAAACUCACUAGAUGGAUGCAAAAUCAGGCUUAUUUUCCUCUUAAAUAGGGUGGAACAGUAUAGUGAUGAACAAUCUCCAGAUGGAUAUCUUCAGAAAGGGUAUCUUCUAAUAUCACUCAGAAUUAAGAGAAUAGAGAGAAAAGAUAGUGCAGAUUGUAUAAAAGUAAUACAUUUACUGAAUACAAAUGCACAUACAAGAUGUCCAAUGACAAUCAGCAUAUCUCCACAUAAAAGUGGUAUCCAGGACUCCAGCAAGUACCAGGAAAAAACUCCCAGAAUGGAAGAUGCAAUAAAACAAACAGUAAUAAAACCGAGAUAAAACAAAAUAACAAGUCCUACGAGUUUCGUCCUAUCAGGCCUUCCUCAGGGAUGUAUAAUGUUGAUCCGCCGGGUUCUUCUUAAAUAUGCUUUUGAUUGCGCUGAAAUCUCUCCAGCUGGUGGUCACGAUGGCGUGCGCUCUACUGUGGAGCACUUGAUGAACUUCAGGGGCAAACAGCGUCACUUCCGGUAGGCGGAGAUGUGCAGAUGACGUUCUCAUUGUGACAGGCAUUAUUUGAAGUGUAGUGUUAUUGUCCACAGUGGGCUGAAAGGAGAACCCUUAUUGGAUCCAACAUAUAUAUUAAGAAUUGAAAUGUAAUAAGAAAUAAUUGAAAAUAAGGCAAAACAUAGCAGAGAUAUAUCUAACUUGUUAAGAAUAUAUGUAUAAAAUAUAAAAAAUAAUAAAAAAUACAUAAUAAAAAGUGAAUGAAAAAAUAUGUAUAGAAUGUAUAAUUAGAGAAAUGAAAAAAAAAGAAUAAUACAAAAUUGUAAAAAAAUAUAUAUAUAUAAGAUAUAAAUUGCUAUGCUGAGACUUUUACAAAGGCAUGCUUUCCAAUGUGGAACGCAAAAACAAACUUCCAGGUGUUCGGUUACACUUGUAAUUAGCAGCAAUGUUGAAAUAUGUGCAGAAGUCGAUCAUAUAAUGAUCAUAUAAUGAACAAAUUAUUGUAGCUAGGUAGAUCAAGAAGAAAAACCUUGGUAUAGACACCAUGAGCACUACAGAUAUAAAUGUAAUAAAAUAAGGCAAAACAUAGCUGGAUAAUAUCUAAAACCAAAAACAAAAAUGCAAAAAAGAAUAUAUAAAUAGUAUAUAUACAAGAGAGAUCAAGGAGAUUAUAGAACAGGAACCCCAAAAAAUUGGCUGAAAAAGAACCAUCAUAAUGACCAUAGCGAACGUUCCACCAAUCCCUCUUUUUAGAGGCCGUAAAACCCAAUUAUCAGAAGAAUGUUUCUAGAAAUCAUGAUAGAAACCAUUUUUCCUCUAGUAAGACCACAGUCAGAGAUUCACCUAGUUUUUGCAAAGCUAAUACUCAUACCCCUCUAUGCUCUCACCAAAGUCAAGAUAAUAUUUUUUUAGACAGGGGGCAAGACCAAAGAGGACAUCGUCAACACUACUCUAUUCCUACCCAAAACAGGUUCUCUUUCAUUAUUAUCCAAAUGAUUAAAAUUUGCACCAACAAAAAAUCCCAAUACUUUUAUGUUAUGUUUGCAUAAUCAAAAGUUCUUUAAAAAAACUAACAAGAAAAAGAUUUUUUGAAAGAACAAAAAGUGAGCAAAUAACCCUGAUUGACUCAAACUGCACUGACCCUAUUCCAGAAAAAGUACAAUCAGAGAAUGAUAGCUCUUUAAUUCCUAAACUCAAAUCUUAAAUUAAAAUCUAAUUUCUAUUCUUGGUCAGACUGCAAUAAAUAUCUGGAGUUCUUUAAUAAGCUGAGGAUUUUGGUAAACUUAUACAUCAAAAUACAGAGAAAAAUAAAAAAGUCAAUUUUUAAUUUAACUAAAACAGAAAAUAAAGCCCUCCAGACAGUCCCUAUAAACUAAUUACAAUCUAGUUAUUAAAGAAGCAGACAAGGGUGAGAGUACAGUAAUAAUGUCAAAAGCUUACGAUAUGCAAGAAGCUAAUAGGAUCUUAGGUGAUAGUCAGAUAUAUAAACUUUGAAAUAAUAAACCCCACCGAAAUUGAUAUUAAAGAUCUUGACAUAUUGUUGAAAAGAGGCUUGCAUAAUAAAAUUUUUUCCAAAGACGAAUUUAAUUUUUUGCUCAAUAUCCAUUGUAAGACUGCUUGUUUCUACUUUUUACCAAAAAUCCACAAAAGUUUAUCUACUGCUCCCGACCCUCCGAUCAUAAGUGGAAUUGGUUCCCUGUCAUGUAAUCUGUCAGAAUAUGUUGACUUUUUUCUACAACCAUAUGUACCCACCAUGCCCACUUAUAUUAAAGAUACAAAACAUCUAUUAAACGAUUUACAACAAGUAGAAUGGAAGUCAACAUACAUCUUAGCUUCAUUAUAUACCAAUAUUCCUCACCAAAAAGGUCUAUCAGCCAUCAGGGACAUCUUAACCCAAGAUGAAAAUUUGAAUCUUAAACAAAUGAAUUUUCUUAUUGACUGUAUCCAUUUUGUAGUAACAAAAAAAAAUAUUUUGUUUCACAAUAGGUAUUUUUUGCAGCUAUGUGGUGUCGCCAUAGGGACGAGGUUCGCCCCUAGCUUCGCCAACCUGUAUGUAUCCCAUUGGGUAUCACGCUAUGUCAAGUUGGUCCAGACGCUGGGGGUUGGGGGGAAACCUUGUCCUGUGGCUAAGCUACAUAGAUGAUGUUCUCCUUAUUUGGGAAGGUGACCAAAUUAGUUUAAAUAAUUUUAUCCAAUAUAUAAAUCAGAAUGAAUAUAAUUUACAAUUGACAUCCUUUUGCCAUUUAGAGAGGAUUGAUUUUCCUGAUAUAACGAUUUAUAUGGGAGGAUAACCUUUUAAAACCCAAGACUUUAUUAUUAUCUAUUUAUUAUUAAUACUUAUUUAUUAUUAGAAGAUACACUUUCUGAAGAUAUCCAUCUGGAGAUUGUUUAUCACUAUUCUGUUCCACCCUAUUUAAGAGGGAGAUACGCCUGAUUUUGCACCCAUCUAAUGAGUUUUCCAUCAUCCCCUCCCCCCACCACUGUGCUGAUAAUACUGCACUAUAUUUUUCUUUUUUCCACAGAUACAUCUACCAAUUGUAUUUCAGCAUUCAUAUACAGGUUGUUCUGUUUUAGUAUUCACUUUUUGGUGAUAUUUACACGUUUUGUUUUGUAACUUUUUAGUACUUUUAAGUGUUUCAAGGGAAAACUUUUUUCCAGAAAGGAUAUAUUCGUGUUCUCAGAGCAUAUAGUGAUUUACUUUUUUGUUUGUAUACAGAUAUACACACACUGACAGACAUACGGAUACACACACACUGACAGACAUACAAAUGCACACACAGACAUACAGACACACACACAAACAUUCACUCACACACACAAACAGACAUACAGAUACACAUACAUAGAUACAUACAGAUACAUACAGAUACACACACAGAUAACAGACAUACAGAUACACAGACAAACAUACAGAUGUACAUACAAACACAUAUUGACAGACAUGCAGAUACAUCACACUGACAGACAUACAGAUUAGAUAUGCAGGUUAAAAUAUAUUUUUUUGGGUGCUGAAGGGUGGCUUCCCUGUUGUCUGGCAGUCUGUAGGCUGAGGCUGUUGGGAAAUAGGUGCUGUCUCUUGCAGUCUGCACCCCCUCCAGCACUGUCCUCUGUCCAUCUGACUUUCCUGGCCCAGCCCCACUCCUCUCUUCCUCCCCUCCCUUCCCUUGCAGCUCCAGUCUCUCUGGGAGGAAGUGAGCAGCUGUCACCUACUCCUGGGCUCAGUAGCGGAUCCAGAGCCUGAUCUCGGGAGGGGCACUUGUAGAUUAUUUAAAGAAAUAAUCCAGGCACAAUAACCACUACAGCUCAGUGUAGUAGUUAUGGUGCCAGUAGUGCCAGGAUCCCAUCCCAGAGUAAGUAGUCAAACCGUUUAAGAACAGUUUGACAACUUACCUGGGGUCUGCUGGGAAAUAAGGCAUUGGAGCAGUGGUAUGUGUUAUAUGUAGUCUGAGACAGAGAAAAAAAGUGGAUGUGGUGAAUGUAGCAGAAAGUGGAACUGCAGCACAAGAGCAUUUGCACAAUGCGCAAAGACAACUUUAUAUCAACUCAUUUGUAGUCAGACAGUUCACACAAAUUUUGUUCAGCUUCUUUAAUCUAGCCCUGGAUAGGAUAUGUGAAAGUAUAUAUCCUUCAUCUUCAAAAUAAUCUUGAGGGCUUCACUGCACACAUUUGGAGAUAAUUAAAAAUGUGAAUCUUGACCAAUAGCUGUUCACUCAUAUGCAGCAUUUAGUUUGCUAUUAGUAAUAAUAAUGUCAUUACUAUGGAUAACACUCAAAAAAUUAGAAGAUGUUGAAUGUUUAUUUGUUACACACAAAGAUGGUCUGAUUGUACACUUCCCUAUUGUCCAUCUUCUCUAUUAUUAAUUCAUGAACCUAACUCAACGUAUAAUUCUUACAUUUUGAAUGGCUACCUCACCUCUGCAUAGGAGACUCAGCUUACACCACAGCAAACAUUCACUUUGUUGAAUUGAAUUGAAUCAAGAAACUCUGCUUUACUGUAGAUAUUUCAUUUCCAAAGCUAGGUGGGAGAUGUAUGGAGGAUGGGCUUAUGAACAGUGAAUUAUUACAGCACUUUUACCUGUAUAUUGAGGGUGUGUUAUUUAUAUUUUAAAUUUACACUAACACAUAUUAAAAGACUUGCAGGGUUAUUCACUGAAGUGAGAAUUCCAAUGUGUCAUUCAAAUGUGGGCCAAUCAGGUGAUCAGUCAAAUUCCCAAACUCUUAGCCAAAAUGUACCUAAAUCACAAAGCAAAUGAACUGUGCAAUGCUGAAAAUGUCUUAUUUUGGAAUUCUGAAUUCCACCCAGGGCGCAAAAUAAAAAGAGAGAGUUGAUGGGAAAAAGGGUUGAUGAUUUGAGGACAGUCAGUAAAUGUUGAUUUUAUUCACAGACCAAGUGAGCAGUGACCUACAGAUGGAAAAAAAUUGGUAGUAGUAAAACAAUCUAUAACUUAUAUAUUAUAUAUUUAAUAAAUGUAUAAUCUGUAAACAUAUAAAUACAGAAUUUUUUUUAGUGCACCUCCUGUUUUUCCUCUACUGGUUACUUUAUCCCAUUUGAACCAAUAUGAUAAAUAUGUCAUCAGGAUUUUUGCUUUUCGUGAUUGUGGAAAAUCAGCUAUUUGGGUUAUUGGAAGUCCAAAAGAAUCUUUAAUAUAAAAUUUUUACGAAGAUGCUCAAUAUAGGAAAAUCUCAAAGCCACAUUUUCUUAAUGAAAGGUGCUCUGCUCAGAUAUACUAGCAUGGUGGUGGAAAGGUAAUGAAUUUGACCUUUGUAAAGGUACAUUACUUCCUUGUGCCUUAUCUUAUCAAAUUAAUAAAUUGUAAGCUCUCCAAGGAAACUGCUAUGUGAUAUCCUUUCUACGGUUCUAAGUGAAUUGUUACAACUUUAAAAAAACACAAAUAAUCAUUCAUUACGUGGGCAUGUGAUUAGUUUUCUGUGAAAAUUCUGCAGAUUGUAAACACAACAGGAGACAUGUCAUGAGGAUUGCAAAUAAUCCACUUAUGUGGAACUGCAGUGUAAGCCAUGUGUGUCAACCCCUAAUGUAAUUUCAUGAACCUACAAUGAAAUAUCACUUUGUUUUUGAUAACGCCAUCGUCUUAUCAUAGCUUGCAUAUUACUUUUCAGCAUAUACUGUGAGGUAUGUACAAUUAAAUGACAGGGCAAAUAAAGGUAUGCUUUAAAGAACAAAAAGAAAAAUAUAUAUAAAGCAGGACCUGCUUCAGCUGGGCAGUAAUCAAACAAGUUGCAUUAUAUCUUGAACAGAAAGGGAAAAAAAUAAUAGAGAAAUUAUAUAUUGUACAGUUUUAAAUUAGCUGUCAAUAUUAAAAAGUAGGACUUAAUGUAAUUAGAAAACAGUAAUGAGAGUGUGAAAAGUUAAAAGAAAAUAGCAUUAUUUAAUCUGAUUUUAAUAUGAUGUUCAAAGUAGUAUCUUAUCUCAAUGAUUUCCAUACCCUAAUUAUGUCUGUUAACAAAGCUAUUUUAGGCACAUAAUUAAAACUUUUCUUCCUUCUGUUAUAUUGUGUAUUUAAGUUUCCAUUGAAUUUCAUACAGCAAUAUAAAGUGAUAUGAAAUUUACGAGAUUGUUACCAGCUCAUUAUUGAUUCUACACUCUAAACAAUACAAUCACAAUAUUGUCUUAAUAUAAUAAAUCAAGUAUAUUUAUUAUAUAAUAAGUGAACAUCAUUUAUUAUGAGGCUCAAUUAAUAGUCAAUUCAUUCAGUAACUAGAAGGAACAGAUGUUCUUAAAACUAACCAGAAUAAACAGUAUAUUUUUUUCUACUUCAAAUACAUCUAUCUUAUUUUUUCAUCUAAAGACAUUCUAUUGAAACAAAACACUAUAUGUAUACAAAAAUAUGUAUUAUAAACCUAAGUAAUAUUUAUAAUAUAUUUUGUUGUAUCCAUAAAAUGCAUAAAAGUUGUCUUGUACUUUCUAUUCACAGACUUCUUAAUGAGCUGUAUUACAAGUGGUUUGUACCAGCUGUCUAUAAUUAUAGUUAUAGGAACACUAUAGUGUAAGGAAUACAAAACUGUCGGCUGCCCUCAUACCUGGCAUGUAAAGAGUUAAAAACCUUUUUAACACUUAACCUGAAUUUCAGCACUGAGAUCCCUCGGUUUUCUCCUCAAGUGUUGUCAUGAUGAUGGAGGAACCUAAUGUCAGCACCACAUUUGUAUUACUGCUUCCUCAUAGGAAAGCACUGAGUCAUUAAAUGCACCAGGAAUCACCUCUAUUGGCUGCCUAGGAGACAGCCACUAGAGUGUGUCUCAACCAUGCAAUGUAAAAAAAAUGUAUAUUGCAGGGUUAAGAGAACAAGUGCACUGCAACCAGACCAUUUUAAUGAGAUAAAGUGGUCUAGGUGCCUACAAUGUCCAUUUAACAGGUGCUAGGUAUACUAACAUACCCACCUAUUAAAACUGAUAUCCCUGAAUAUUAUAUUUUUGCAAGUAUUCAGUUGCUAUUAAAACAUCUCUAAAGACUCUGAUAAAAACACCACUUCAGACAGAGAAUUCAACAUCAUUAUUGUUAACCCCUUAAGGACAGAGCCAAAUGUACACGUUGUGAUCAAAACGAAACGUAAACAAAAACUUGAAUUUGUGCUAUAUGUCUGUUCAGGCGUAAUUCGCCUCUUUCAAAUUAAGUUAAGUGCACCCACACUUAUUAUAUAUCAUUUUAUUCAGGGGAAACAGGGCUUUCAUUUAACAUCAAAUAUUUAAGUAUAAAACGUAAUUUAAUAUGAAUAAAAUAUUUUUUAAAAAUGGGAGAAAAUAAGAUUUUUUUUAUAAUUUUUUUUUAUUUCUAUGUGACAUUCUAACUGUAAAUGUCAUAAUACUGUUUGCUUUUACAGCAAUAAAAUACACAUAAUUGUAUUGAGCAAUGUCUCACAUGUAAAACAGUACCCCCUAUGUACAGGUUUUAUGGUGUUUUGGGAAGUUACAGGGUCAAAUAUAGCAUUUUACAUUCUUCUGUUUUUUCACAUUGAAAUUCACUAGCUUGGUUACAGUGCCUUUGAGACCGUAUGGUAGCCCAGGAAUAAGAAUUACCCCCACAAUGGCAUACCAAUUGCAAAAGUAGACAACCCAAGGUAUUGCAAAUGGGAUAUGUACAGUCUUUUUUAGUAGCCACUUGUAUGUGUGUGAAAAAUGCAAAAAACAGAGUUGAACGAUAAUUCUGGCCAGUGUUUGUGACUAAGUGGCUGCUAAAAAGACUGGACAUACCCCAUUUGCAAUACCUUGGGUUGUCUGCUAUUGCAAAUGGUAUGCCAUCAUGGGGGUAAUUUUCAUUCCUGGGCUACCGUACGGUCUCAAAGGCAACAUAACCAACCUGGCGAAUUUCAAUGUGAAAAAACUGAAAUGCAAGCCUUAUAUUUGACUCUGUAAUUUUUGAAAACACCAUAACACCUAUACAUGAGUUGUACUGUUAUACUCAGGAUACUUUGCUGAACACAAAUAUUUGUUUUUCAAAACAGUAAAACGUAUCACAACAAUUAUAUUUUCCGUGUAACUGCCAUUUGUGUGUGAAAAAUGCAAAAAAUGUCACUUUCACUGACAAUAUUGUCGUUGUAUUACACUUUACUGUUUUGAAACACUAAUAUUUGUAUUUAGCGAAGUCUUCCGAGUAAAACAGUACCCCCCAUGUACAGGUUUUAUGAUGUCUUGGAAAGUUACAGGGUUAAAUAUAGUGCUAGCAAAUUAAAUUCCCUGGACUUUUGGCCUGGGUUGUCAGGCAGGUCCUGCUAAUUGUAAUUAAUAAAAUGACCUAAUUAUGUAAAAUUAUUACAUAAAUAUAUAUGUAGAAUUAUAUAUAUAUAAAUAUAUAUAUAUAUAUAUAUAUAUAUAUGUAUAUAUAUGUAUAGAAUUUUUUUAUUAUUUUUGUUUACAUAUAGGUAUAUGUAUAUACUUAUGUAUAUUGAUAUAUAUAUUAUUUCAUUGAUAUCAAUAUAUAUGUAUAUAUAAUAAUUUUAAAAUACAGUUAGAAGGAAAUUACACAUUUUUUUUUACAUUUUUUUUAUUUAUUUUUUAAUGUAUUUACAUAUUUAUUUAUUUUAUAUUAUAUAUAAAUAUAUAUAUAUAUAUAUAAUGACAAUUAUAUAAUUUAUAUAUAUAUAUUUAAUCAAUCAUUGUAUGUGUAUUUUGAUAUUAAUAUAUAUUUAUAAUUAUAUAUAUAUAUUAAUAUUAAAAUACACUUAGUCUGUGUAUGCGUAUGUAUGUAUAUGUGUAAAUAUAUACUUAGAUCAUAUAUACAUAUAAUAAAUAUAUAUAUGAUCUAAGUAUAUAUUUUAUUUUAAACUGUUAUUUACUAUUUACUAUUUUCAGACAGCAGACUAUUUUUAUUACAGGCACUGCCUUGGACGGCUAUGCCGUCCAUGUGAUUGUGAGGUCCUCGCAAGGACCUUGCAAUCACAUGGCCCAGGGGGGCCUAAGAGGACAGAGGGGGACUCCCUGGGCAUCCAGGUAAGUCCCCAUAUCACGAUUGCCUGCGUGGGAUCACCGACGACCGGGUACGUAGAAAGGACGGUUAGGGCGUUCUAUGCCACCCUCCGGUGUUUAGAGCCAGUUCCCUAAGCAUGGCAUAGAACGUCCUUAAGGGGUUAAAAACAUAAUUUUUUUUUUACUUUUCUUUGCCUUAGAUUAUAUCUCCUUUCUUCCAGUCUAAAAUAAGGAACUUGUGUCCUAAGUGUGGUCCUGCUUAUGACAGACAAUGGUUUGUAUUUGUAAUUUUAGUCGAUUCAUAACUAAAGCUUUCCAUAACUGUUAUUAAUUUUGCAGCUCUCCUCUGCACUUUUUCAAAUGCCAUAAUAUCCUUUAAAACAGGUGCCCAAAAUUGCACAACAUAUUUAAGGUGUGGUUUUACCACUGAUUUAUAAAGCGACAAACUGACAUUUUCAUCCUGAGAAUUAAUUCCCCCGUUUUAUGCAUGGCAAUAUCUUAUGGGCCUCAGCAACUGCUGACUGAAUUUUUGCGUAGUUUGUUGUUUAUAGUAAUUCCCAAAUCCUUUUCAUGUGUUACCCAUAAUUCAUUACCAUUCACGGUGUACAGUUGGUGCAUUCAUUGCGCAUAACUUUGCAUUUAUCUACAUUAGAUUUAACCUGUCAUUUGAGUGCCCAGCCUUUAGAAAUCCCUCUAUGUUGAUGUAUUAUUCUGCUCACAUUGUAUUACUUUACAGAGUUUUGUGUCAUCUGUAAAUACUAAAACAUGACUUUCAAUUCCUAUUUUAAGAUCAUUUAUAAAUAUGUUGAAUAGAAAAUGACCCAUAACAGAACUCUCAGGGACACAACUUACCACUUUUAGCAUUAAUGGCAAUUCUCUGUACUCUAUCUUUAAGCCAAUGUUCUACCUAAAAACAAGAAUUUUCAUCUAGACCAAUUUUUCUGAUUUUGAAGACUAACCUAAUGUCUGGAACCAUACUAAAUGCCUUGGCAAUCACAUCCACUGCAACACCUUGAUUUAUACUUCUUUAUAGAAUGCAAUUAAGUUAGUUUGACAUAACCUAUAAUUCAAAAAAAUGCUGAUUUUUGUUCUCCCCAAUUAAUUCCUGAAAAUUAUCCCUUAAUAAUUCUUCAAAUACUUUCCCAGCUCACAGGUUUAUAGUCUCCAGGCAUAUAUUUUGAACCAUUUUUUUUCAAUAGUAACCACAUCUUCCUUUCUCCAAUCCUCUGGUACAAUUCCUGAAAGAAAAUAAUCCUGAAAGAUUAAAAGCAGAGGUUUGUUUAUUUCCACAUUUAGCUCCUUAAGAACUAGUGGGUGAAUACUGUCUGUCACGGUAGUAUACCCCAACACGCAAGAAUAGUCCAACGAGAGACAAGAAAACAAUAUACGUCUUACCGGACCUUAGAAUGACCGGACUUUGACGUGGACAGGAAAAGACAGAGUCAAGAACGAGCCGAAAUCAAGGGAACAGAGAGACAGUGUAAACAAGAACUAGCCAAGGUCUGGUACACAGGAGUCAGGAAACCAGCGAACAAGACAAAGCAGGGAUAAAGAGAAAAAACAGAGUCAGGUACAAAGCCAAGGUCAAGCACGAAAAAAACACUACUACACGAAGAAAGCACUAAAGGGAACUGAAUCAUAAACCACGAUAGGGCAGGGAGUUAAGGGAAAGUUGAGUAUAAAUACCUAUUAGUUUAAUUUGAUUGUCCCUUGUCAUAUACAUGCCCCCAAAACGUGAGUGGGCCAAUGGGAGACCUUUUUUAUUUUUUGCUCCCACUGCUAGGCGCGUCACGUGGCCGCUUCUCGCAGUCAGUGCACGCCUGCCCGUUGGACUUUGUUCAGUUGCAGAACCAUGUGCGGCAGGGAAGGAGGACCUUGCCCGGCCCCUGGAGAGGGUAAGUACCGCUACACUGUCAGACCCUAGGGUUUUUUAUUUAUAUGAAUUUUCUUUAGUUGCUGUAGCAACUUGUCUUGAGUCAUCCAAUCACAAUUUCUGUGUAUAUUUUUUUUCCAGCAAUCAUUUGCAUUACUCUUACCAUGGGUCCUGCUUUAAAGCGGCACUGUCAUGCUGAACUUACCUUUCCUCAAUCUCUUCAUAUUCUCCCCCUCUCUCAGGAUCUGUUCUUCUUUUCUUCCUGUCUUCUUUAGUUUUCUUUAAAAUCAUAAGACAAAGUAGGAACUCUUUGCCUUAUGGAGGUUUCCUCCGCUUGACCAGCUUUGACCAGCUGAGGAACAAAGUGUGCUUCAUUACCGCUGGUCAGAGCAAUUUUCCCAUAAUUAUUACCUUUCCUCUGUGAUCUCGAGAUGCUUCCUGUCAUUUUAGACGAAACUGCCGAAUUGCGUUCUAACUCAAUGAGAACAGUAUGUUCGUUUGUUUUAGAACUCAAUUCAGCACUUUGUUCGUAUCGGAAUUUCAUUCGAAUUAAUGAAAAUUCGAUUCAAUUUGUGCCGCGGCUGCAUCUUGCAGCUGCUUAGUAGAUAGCUCCCUAAUUCCCACGGUAUUAGGGAAUUAUCUUCCAAAAGGCUGAAAGACCUUAAUUGGUCUUUCAGCCACAUUUACUAAUACUAAGUAAAGAUUACUUAGUAUUAGUAAAUGAUCUGCCCCUAAUCGCUAUACCGCCAGUGGCUGCUCACUGUAAAAAACAAAACAAAAAAAAACCUAUUGGCCCCCACCCCUGUCCUCCCCUGCCCUCCCAGGUGCGGUGGGUGGGGCCAUAAAUUACAAUGGGGGGACCUACUGUCCUCCCCUCCCGGCCCCCACCCUCGAGCGGUGGGUGGGGGCCAUAAAUUACAAUGGGGGGACCUACUGUCCUCCCCUUUUUCCCCCACCCUUGAGUGGUGGGUGGGGGCCCUAAGACAAAUUCACCCCCCAUCAAAGGUGACUAGGGGUCCCCUAGCCCCUAGUCACCCACCCCCCACCCAAAAAAAAGUAACCCCCUACCUACCCCCCCUCACCCUAAAAAAAAGUGAGGGGGAAUAAAAUAACUAACCUGUAAAGAAAAAUUAAACUUACCAUUUGACAUCUUCUUUUUUCUAAAAUCUUCAUUUUUCAGUUCCAAAAAAGGUCAAAUAAAAAACCAUCAUACCCGUCGAACUUAAAAUAAAAUAAAAAAACGAGCGCAAAAAAAACCUGACAAAAAAGAAAAAAGCAGAGCACAAAACAAAAAAAAAACAUCUUCACCUAUGGAGGGCUCCGCGCAGACUGAGCUCUGCAGGGCGGGGAAAGGCUUAUAAAGCCUUGUCCCGCCCUGCAAUUAGGCUAAGAACACUCUGAUUGGCUAGUUUAAGCCAAUCAGAGUGCUCUUUGUCAUUUUACACAGCGUGGGAAAAUUCCAAAGUAAAAUGACAAAGAGCACUCUGAUUGGCUAGAUUCCAAGCCCACCAAUCAGAGUGUUAUGAGUCAAAUUACACAGCGUGGGGAAAUUCCAAAGAACUUUCCCACGCUAUGUAAAAUGACACAAAGCACUCUGAUUGGAUGGAUUAUCUUUAUGGCCCCCACCCACCGCUCAACGGUGGGGGUGGUGGGAGGAGAGUAGGUCCCCCCAUUGUAAUUUAUGGCCCCCACCCCUGCACAGUGGGACAGUAGGUCCUUCCCCCUCAUUAUCUUUCUGGCCCCCACCCACCGUGCAGGGGUGGGGGCCGGGGGGGAGUACAAUAGGUCCUCCCUUAUUGUUAUUUAGGGCCCCCUCCUGCUGUGCAGGGGUGGCGGCCCGAUAGUAGUUUAUUUUUUUUUUUUACAGUGAGCAUAUAGCGAGUAGGGGUAUAGUGAGUAGGGGCAUUGGGGAGAUUUUAAUCUCCCUUAUGCUAUUAUGGGGGUCUUAGGAAGUGGCGGGGAGCACUGCUCCCUGCCGCUUCUCUCUAUACAUAUUAUAAGGAGGGAGAUGCGUGCCGGUAACUCCCUCCUUGUAAUAAACUGCACGAACAAACGAACACUGAUACUCAGUGUUUGUUUGUUCGUCUGACAUUUCUAUUCCUUUAUUUGUCUUUCUGACGAAUGAAUGAAUAGAUGAAAUUCCUGUUCGCAUGCCCAAGUGUUUCAUUGGGCUUGUGCCGGAAUCUUAGUGCUAUCUAGUGUGGGCAGAAGACGUAUCCCACAGGGACUUCCUCUACCCACACAAAGAUGGUGGCGCCCUGAAUAUAGAUCGGGGCAGAAAAUAAAGAUUAAAAAAUAGGUAAUAUGGGGAUCUUAUGGGCAUUUGGCGGUGACUAGGGGGUCAGUUAGAUGUAGUCGAGUCGGGAUGGGGGUUAAAAAAAACGGGAUUCGUCCAUGACAGUGCCGCUUUAAUAUGUACUGAGGAAAAAUAGUUAUUUAAAAUGACUGCCUUUUCCUGGUCUUCAUUAUAUAACAUACCCAUUUAUGAUUUUAGUGUACCUACACUUUUCUUUUAAAUUUAUGUACUUAAAAAAAUUGAGGGAUAUAAGAUUAUGCAGAGGUGGUUUUAACACCCUCCAGAUGAACAAAAAUCUCCCUGAAAAAUUAUCCACUCUGCUGUAGAUGUUUAGAAAAGAAUGGCACUAUGGGACAUAUAUGGUGGAGUUGCAAUUGAAUAACUGAGUUCUGGGAUAUGGUAUAUACAGUGAUAAAACAGAUGAUAAAUAUAAAAAUAAAUAAACAGCCAGAAAUAGCUAUUCUACACUUUAAUUUGGAGAAAUUAUCAAGGUAUUCUCAGACUUCCUUUAUGGCAGCUAAGAUUCUGAUAGCAAGACAGUGAAAGCAAUAACGGUACCUACUGAAAUACAUUUUAAGAAUCAGCUUCUCUUUCAGCUAAAAAUAAAGAAGGGAAUAUUCCAAUAUAAUAAUCUUUCACUGAGGUUUACCGUCUUAGAAUUGACUAACAAACUUAGGACAUUAAAAUGAGUCAUUCUAAGUAAAGAUUGUGGUUCAUGCUGUAUUGCUUGUCUUUAAUUUUUUAAAUAUUGUUUUUAGGAACAAGCUGUAUAGCCUGGAUGGCGUGUCUUGUAGUGUAAAUAUAUGUUAAUAUAAUGUAAUUUUAAAAAGGAUGUAACUUUUCUAAGUAUUGUAUGUUGUCUUCUGUGUUGUUACAUAACACAAAAAUAUUUUGAAAAAUAUUUUUUCAACUUAUAUUAUAUUUAAAGAAAUUGGGGAGGGGGUGAAUUUACAUUCUUUGGUUAUCACUUUCUCAUUUUUAGUUUUGCCUAUCUAAUUGCCUUUUUGCAUAAAUUAUUUGCCACCUUAUAUUCUAUGUAGUAUACUUCUGAUUUGUCUGAUUUAAAUGCCCUUUUCUUAUUUUUAAUUUAUUUUAUUACCUUUCCACUAAGCCACAUUUUUUGGGGGGGGUUUCAAUUUGUUUCUUUUAUAUUAUCCAAUGGUGUAUACUGAGAAGUGUACAUUUCAAUUAUUUGUUUGAAGAUAUUCAAUUUCUUGGAUAAUAUAAAAGAAACAAAUUUAAACCAAUGUGGCUUAGUGGAAAGGUAAUAAAAGAAAUUACAAAUAAGAAAUGUGCAUUUAAAUCAGACAGAUCAGAAGUAUACAAUAUAGAAUAUAUAUUACUUUUGCAAAUUGUAUGCCAUGGUGAGGGAAUGAUAAUUGUUUUUACAUUUUUUUUUUUUUUUUUUUUCAUUUUUCUUUUCAUUGUAAGUGUAUUUUCAUAAUUAUAAAUAUUAUCUAAACACACUUGGGGUUAAAUUAUAUAUAUAUAUAUAUAUAUAUAUAUAUAUCGAUAGAUAGAUAGAAACAAAUAAUAAUAAUAAUAUAUAUAUUAUUAUUUGUUUCUGGGUAAAAAAAGACACUAUCUAUCUAUCUAUCUAUCUAUCUAUCGAUAAUGUAUUUUUUUACCCAGUCUCCCUGCAGUCAAAAGAUUGCAAUGUCAUUCUGUGGACAUGAUGUGGAUGGGUGGGAUUUGCUGCAGGGUGACUGUCUCAGUUGUCAGUAACUACCCCCAGUUACGAUCAGCAGCAUGGGUGAGUAGAUGGGCUGGAGGGAAGGCCUGAUUGUUAGGGUGUGCUAUGCUACCCUUUUGCAUUAAAGCUCUCAUUUUGUAGGACAGCAUAACAUGCCCUUUGUCAGGAAGAGGUUUAACCACUCCAAGUUAGCAAGCUCAAUGAGUCAACUGUGGUUUAUAUAGCUGUACAAAAUCCCACACAGGUGGAAAUUAAAGAGACACUACAGGCAACCAGACCACCUGAGCUGAGUGAAGUGGUCUGAGUGCAGUGACCCUGUCCCCUUAACACUGCAAUGUUAUUUUUUGCAGUUUCUGAUAAACUGCAAUAAUUACAUUGCAGGGUGUAGAAUGCCUCAAGUGGCUGUCAAUAAGACAGCCAAUAGAGGCACUUCUUGUUUGCUUGGCGACUUUUAGUUUCCUAACUAAUUAUGGACGUCCUCACACUCGUCAUAGAGACAUCCAGCAUCAGUUAAAUCGCUAUGUGCAUUGUAACGGAAUGGACAUUUGCAAGUUACUUUUAUUUACCUAUAUUGGCUGUCCGUAUCUUCCCCACUAUUAUUUUGUGAGUUUUGCCAGUUAUUUCGUGCAGUUCUUCUUUGGCCAUUAGGGAGACUUCAUACAAACUGAAUCCAUUCGUUUCCCGAACAAGGACCACCCCUGUAACCCAUUAGAAUGUUAACACCAACCACUUAAGUGCGAAACUGCAAGGAAAACAAUUAAUGAAUGAUCUCCUGGGUGGCUGCCAUUUUGUAUAACCGAACACAUGGCUGGGAGCAUGGUGGCCAUCUUGUCUCCCGAACGAGGGCAGCGGUACUUGAUCGUCGAGUGCCUGGAACUAUUUUCGGGUUGGCACUUGCGCAAACACCGGUAAACUGUCAACCGCUGCCCGUUCCCAACCACCUACACGAACGGCAUUCGCGAGAUAAAAAGUACCGAACAGGGGGAGCAUUUGUAUCAUGAAAGCAAGAGAUUCCCUUGUAUGGUUUUCACACAGGAACCUCAUAAGCAGAGACCAGCCAGGGCACCUAUUCGUCUGGAACUAUUUUCGGCUCCCACCUCGUGUCUGCCCGGUCAAAUCUUCAACACAAUGCCGUUCCCAUUCUACUGAACUGAUCUGAGUGAUUCUUGGAUAUGUUGGUCACUUAGAUUGGUGCUUUCAGUGAAUAUACUUUUUGUGGGGUUUCUAUGUAUGGUUGGGGGACUUUUGGGGUACGGGAUAUUUUGGGGAUUUUUUUUGUGCUUGGGAGAUAAUUAAAUUGGAGGAGUUUACACAGGUAAUUAUCUCUCAGGCACAAAGGAUCCUGGGAUUGAAACCUUUGCAUUUUCUGCCUGUGUAACCCCUUGCAUGGGAGAUUGCAUAAAAGCCAUGUAUGUGACAAAAAAACAUUUAUACCCCCAGAGCUGAAUGUCGUCCAGUUGCUGGGGAUGAGGUGGGAGAUUCCUUCAUUUUUUUUACUGUGUUUGGUUGUUCCGUUGGAUUGUGUUGCUUGUUUCUGAAUAUAUAUUGGAAUACCCAGUGGAGGAGAGUCCCUGCUAAGACUAGGGCUCCGCUACAUGCCUUAUGUCAGUGGGGGGCAGAGCACCAACCCAAUGCUAAGGGACACUGAUGCCAGAAUCGGGUGAGUAUAGUAAAGGUUUAUUACACCUAUCUCUGCCGGGGAAGUGGGGGGGUGCUGCGAGUUAGGAGAUGGGCAAGAGGGAAGUAUAGUGCUAGGAAUACAGCUACAGCUUUGUAUUUCUAGCACUAUAGUAUCACUUUAUGGGACCACUCCUUCAAAUAACAGCAGCACACAAGGAAAGUCAAACAAAGAAAACACUUUCAAACAAAGAAAACACUACAUUUUACUGCUUUGAAGUUAAAGCAGAUUUACUGAGAAAAAAAAAUACCAAUCUCUGUCCACAAUUUUGCAUUUCUGUAAGUGAACUCCUAUUUGUCUAGCUCCUAUUUAAAAGAGACAAUUUUUAAGCAACUUCAAGUUAGGAAGCUCAGUGAAUCAGCUAUGGGUUUAUAUUGCAAUUCAAAAACCCACAGGUUUUUUUUUUUUACAUGUGAGGUUGUGGUUUUUGUUUGUGAUUGUUUUGUUUUUAUGUCGAAUCACUAGUAUUAUGGAUCUAAGUGUUGUUUAUUUGUGGCCUAUUUCAUUGAUCGAAGAGAGAGGUUUUUUAAAGGCAUUAGAAAGUAAGUUAGUUAAACAUAUUUUCUUGUAUUGUAGCAUUUGAUUACAUCACAAAGCAAUGUUUCUUAGAAGGGAGUUUUUAUUUUAUUUUAUCGUAAAUGGAAAGGGUGAACAAAGAUAAGUAAUGGAAGGUUAAGUAGGGUAGGUGCCAAAUGACCUUUGGCCACACUGGAUGACUGUUUUGAAAUUAUUUUGUAAUUACCUGUUGGACUGGUGUUCGUGUUUAUUGGAGCCAUAGAGCUUGGUAUCUGUUUUUUUUUUUUUUUAAUAACUGGGUUAGAGUGCCUAGCCCACCAUUAUUAUUUACCCCAAAGGCGAAAGAGAUAUGGUCCAUGUAUUGCUUUUAUUUUGUUUCUUUAUUGAAAUUCGUGGUAUAGUCAACCACUAAUGAUUUUAAUGUAUUUUCUUGAAGCUUAGUUUAUGCUGUGCUGUUUGAGUAAAUUUUACCAUUACAGAAGAAAUGAGCUGAAUUAAGCAAGCGCUAGCUAGUGGGUAACAGUGAACAGGGAGAGUUGCAUCAAAAUUUUUAUUGGCAUUUUAUUAUAUUUCUUUGAGGUUCAUAAGCUGAGUGCAGAAACUCUGCUGAUUCAAAACAGUUGGAAUAAAACAGAAUAUACAGAGAUUUAAUAUAAAGCUUGCAGUAUAUAGUAAGGGAAAAGCUUUAUCAAUAAAAAAAUAUUUAGAUCCCUGUGCCACCUGCUCUCCGUGGAAUGGCUACAUCAUUACCUUGCACUCUAUGAAUAACUUUAGCUAGCAGCAGAGUAUGAAAAAUGCAUUUAAUUGCAGAUGUUUCUUGCUUAAGAGCUGGAUUUUAAUAUUUUUAGAUACUAUGCAUUUAUUAUGCCACUAUAUUUUUUGCAUUAAUAUAUAUAUACUGCCUACAACUAUUUUUGGAGCAACUCAGUACCAUCAUGGUUCCUAUUUAUUCUCAAAUUUACUUUUUUAAUGUGUAAUAAACAUUUGGCUAUACAGUCUAUGCAAUUCUUGAAAAAAAAAAUGGAAUCAUAACAUGUCCAAUAGUGUUUUGUGUGAGUUUGUUGGGGUAUUAAUGACAGCAUAAUAUGAAGUUAUGUCAACAGGUUUAUGGUAUCCAACUGCCCAUUAGCAUCUGUGUAUUUAAUUUGUCCAUUCAUAUGCCAACACUCUAUUCAGCUAGAACAGAUGGGAAGUCUUGUAUGCCUCCUUAGUAAUCAAACAUGAAAAGGAAGCAUCUAAUUUAUGAUAGUGUAAUAUUUUUCAGAUAAAAAAUACAAGGGGAGGGGGGGAGGGGUGAGGGCUGUGCCCGAGGCUAGUAGCAGUAGUCUAUGAUAGUAAACAACCAGACCAAAUGGUCUAAAUGAAGAAUACAACAAAUAGGCCUAUGUAAAUAAUAGAACAGAAAAGAGUAAAAAGUCCAAAUUGAACAGUAGAAAUGAAUAAAAUAAGAUAAAAGGGGUCCUGGAUCCUGACUAUAUUACACCAUUGGCUAUUCUGUCAUUUUCCCUUUCUCUCCACAUAUACGGAUAUUUUAACCAUCCGGACGGAUCAACUCCUGAGGAUUGCCAACUCUCCCCCCCAUCCUGGUAUAUAGAGAGACUAUUUAUGUGACUUUUAUAAAAUAAUUUUACUAUCCGGAUGGACUAACUCCUGAGGAUUACCCCUUUUAUCUUAUUUUAUUAAUUUCUACUGUUCAAUUGGGACUUUUUACUCUUUUCUGUUCUAUUAUUUACAUAGGCCUAUUUGUUGUAUUCUUCAUUUAGACCAUUUGGUCUGGUUGUUUACUAUCAUAGACUACUGCUACUUGCCUAGGGCGCAGCCCUCUUCCCCUUGUAUUUUUUAUCUUGUUCUAAAAAGGGUCUUGAGGGAUUCCCUUUUUGGGUUGCUGCCCUUUAGUCUGUUAUCUAGCGCUGACUCUUCUCCCCUGUUCUAAUAGUUUUCUAGGCUUGAAAGCACAAGAUGGGGUAACCAGUUUCUUGUUAUUUAAGCUAGUGACAGAAGAUAAAUAUUAAAUCCGGAACCAAGUCCAAAGUCCAAUAAUACAUCAUGUUAAAUCACGCUGGUACCUGGUAAAGAGUCCUGGGAAUAUUGAAAGAAACUAAAAUGCCUAUUAAAAAAAUCCAAGAAUCAGAAUCAGAAAUUUAUAAAGAGCAAAUGACUACAUGAAGUCAUCCAAUAUAGUGCCAAAUGCCAAAGUAUACAGCCGGUGUUAAAUAUAUUAUAAUUCAGCUACCUGGGGCUAGUAUAUGUGAGUGUGUGUGCCUCUUAGUGAGUGAGUUAGUGUGUGCCUGUCAGUGAGUGAAUAUGUCUGUCAGUGAGUGUGUGUGUGUGUGUGUGUGUGUGUAUGUCUGUGAGUGAGUGUAAGUGUGUCUGUCAGUGAGUGUGUCUGUCAGUGAGUGAGGGAGUGUGUAUAUCUGUCAGUGUGUGUCUGUGUGUGUCAAUCAGUGUGUGUCUGUCAGUGGGUGAGGGUCUAUCAGUGAGUGUCUGUGAGUGUUUGUGUCUGUCAAUAACUUAGUAUAUGUCUGACAGUGAGUGUGUGUCUGUCAGUGUUUCUGUCAGUAUGUGUGUGUGUCUGUCAGUAUGUGUCUGUCAGUGAGUAUGUCUGUCAGUGAGUUUGUCAGUAAGUAUGUCUGUCAAUGAGUGUGUGUGAAUGAGUAUGUCUGUCAGUGAGUGAGUAUGUCUGUCAGUGAGUGUGUAUGUUUGUCAGUGAGUGAUUGUGUGUCUGUCAGUGAGUGAGCAUGUCUGUCAGUGAGUGUGUCUAUGAAUGUUUGUGUCUGUCAGUGACUUAGUAUGUUUCUGUCAGUGAGUGUGUGUCUGUCAGUGAGUGUGUGUCUGUCAGUAUGUGUCUGUCAGUGAGUGAGUAUAUUUGUGUCUGCCAGUAAGUGUGUGUUAGUCAGUAUGUGUGUGUCUGUCAGUGAGAGUGUGUCUGUCAUUAUAUGUGUGUGUUUUUCAGUGAGUGUGUGUGUAUUCUUGUGUGUUAGUGAGUGUGUGUGUAUUUGUGUGUGUCAGUCGGUGUGUGUGUCUGUCAGUGAGUGUAUGUGUGUGCCAGUGAGUGUGUAUGACCAUGUAAAUCGAUCAUUAUAUAUUAAAUUAUAAUUAUAAUAUAUAUUAAUACAGUUAUAUUUUGUAUUAAAAAAAGACUUUGCUUAAAGUGAACCUGUCAGACAAGUUCACUGUAACAUAACUUAAAUCCCACCAUUAUUAUAAAUUAAAUUCACCAAAUGCAUUGAAUACAUAAUUUAUUACAGUGAUAAAUUAUGUUUUCAAUGUAAAAUGCAUGUAUUAGGCAGUAUGUGUUUAGAUGUAGGUAUUAGUCAGUAUGCGUGUAUAGAUGUACGCUUUAAGCACUUGAAAAAGCCUAAUAGAGCGAAACGCUCUGUGUUUUAAUUACUUACUUAAUUAAUUAAUUAAUUACUUAAAAUAACUCUGAAACCUCACUCUACAACUCCACUCUCUCCUCUCAACUAGACAUCAUGGCACCUCCUACAUUUAAAUGCCACAAACAUUCCCACUUACAACCCUGGCACACCAAGCUGACCUGAUAUCUCCAAAAAUGCUCAAGAACUGCUGAAUGCUGCUGGAGAAAUUCUCACUCUACACCUGACUUACUCCACUAUAAAUUCAUAAAUUUAUAGGGCUCAAUUAAAGAUUCUGGUGCUUGCUUACAAGUCCUACAAUCAAGCUCUUUCCUCUGCAAAAGUUACUUCAAUACUCUCAUAACCACACUCUCCCGCGAACCCAAAUGACUAUUUCACAUUUUAAUGCUCUCCUUCGCCCUGUUGCUCUCCUUCCUCCUACAACCCUGUCCGCCUUAAACUUUGCAACUCACUUCACUGAGAAAAUAUCUAAAAUCAGGGAAGAGACCUCUAACCUCUUUCCCUCCCCUUUCCAAUACAUCACCCAACCCCACUCCCUCUGCUGUUCUAUGCUCAACGCACCUACCACAACAAAAGAGGUUUCUGUUCUGCUCCGGUCUUCCCGCCCCACCACUUGUUCCCUCGAUCCUAUUCCCUCAUAUCUCAUCCGCACUCUGUCCCCCUCUCUUGAUUUCCUCUCACAAAAAUUUUCAAUCUCUCCCUUUCCUCCUUCACUCUUCAAGCAUGCAACCAUAACGCUGAGUAUGAAAAAGCCCAACCUUGACCCCAACUCCCCAUCCAACUACCGCCCUAUAUUGCUACUGCCGUUUGCCUCCAAGAUCCUUGAGAGAGUUGUGUAUGCAAGGUUGACAGACUUCCUCGAAUCCAACUCUCUGCUUAACCUGCUUCAGUAUGGAUUCCGCGCUCGUCAGUGCAAUGACGCGGCUGAGGUGCAGGUCCAUGCCGUUGUGCUUUCUCACCUUGACUAUUGCAUUCCCCUUCUCAGUGGUCUUACGUGUUCCCAGAUUGCACCACUGCAAUUUAGAAUGAAUGCGUCGGCAAGGCUCAUUUUCCUCCCCGCCUGAACCUCCCACGCCUCCCCCCUAGGUCAGUCCCUACAUUGGCUUCCAGUUAGAUAUAGGGCUCAAUUUAAUAUUCUGGUGCUUGCUUACAAGUCCCUACAUACUGCUGCUCCAACUUAUCCUUCCUAAUUCACAAAUAUGUCCCGUCGAGGCCCCUGCACUCUGCCGAAUACAUAUGUCUAUCCAUACUCCCACAUCUAAUGCUCACCUCCAAGACUUCUUCAGGGCUGCACCUUUUCUGUGGAACUUCUUUCCCUUCUCCGUUAGACUUUCACCCAGUCUCAGUCUCAACCUAUUUCAUUACCCCUACUUAUAGCCUUUGUGUCACUAUACCCCACUACCUCUAGCAUGUAAGCUCAUUGAGCAGGGCGCUAACCCCUCUGUUCCUGUGCAUCCAUUUGUCUGGUUACAAUUACGUGUCUGUUAGUCCACCCAUUGUACAGUGAUAUGGAAUUUGCUGGCGCUUUAUAAAUAAUAAAAUAAUAAUAUGUGUAUGGAUGUACGCAUUAAGCAGUAUGUGUGUAUUGAUGUACGCAUUAAGCAGUAUUUGUGUAUGGAUGUAGGUAUUAGGCAGUAUGUAUAUAUGGAUACAUGUAUUAGGCAGUAUGUGUGUAUAGAUGUAGGUAUUAGGCAGUGUGUGUUGGACACCAUAUGGCAAAAUGUAGGCAAAAAUAGCUGAUCUAAAAGAAUUCAAUUCGGGCUACAGUCACAGUUCAGCUGUUUUUACUUAAAUUUUGCAAUUUGGUUUUCAACUCAGUGCAAUUCAAAGUUUAGUGAAUAAACCUCUGUGAGAUUGUAUUUGCAUGCAUGAGGCGGCGGCAAAAUGGAUCUUUGCCUAGGGCGGCAGAAAUCCUUGCACUGGGCAUGAAUACUGAUAGUGUUCACAUCCUAAGUUCCAUAUUGUGUAUGUUGCAAGUCUAUUUUGAAUAAUUUUAUCACAUGCUUGGAGAACUUUUAAUUAUAUUUUUUGCAUUGAUUACAAUAUUAACCGAAAGUCAGAAGUAUUUAGUUAAUGAGUGGCAGCAUUUAUUUUUUUAUUUUUUUAUUUUUUUUAUUCAAGGUUUUUAUUGAAGUCAUUCAAUAGUCACAGAUGGAUAUGAGCUUUUACAUGACAGAUUACAGUGCUGGGCAGGUAAGCAGAGUAUGCAGUUCGAACUUCAGUUUUGGAAUGUAAAGUACAUAUAUGGCAAGUCCUAUAUCUAACAUUGUCUGCUAGGAGUUGCUUUCCCAUUUAGUGAGGUACUUGUGUGGUUACAGAAUGUGGUAGGGGUUUGCUGUGGUUAGCAAUACCUGUGGGGUGUAUAGUUAGGUAGGUAUUACAGUGAGGUAUGGAACAUGAAACAUAAAAUUUGAUGCUCGGAGAUGAGGGGAAGGAGCUUGUGGGCAGCAGGGAGACGCAGGUCGUGAUUCUGCUGUGGCCGGGUCCAUUUGGUGCGUGGGGGUAUGAGUUCUGUAGUCAAAGGUCAGUGAGUCAGUAUUUGGUGUGGCAGGGGGGUGUAUCGCUGGAGUGUGUCGUGUAUGUGUAUUUGCCGUGUGUCGUGGUCGUGUCUCAUGGGAACAUGUGGGGUUGUGUUGCGUGGUUUUCCUCCUGGGUUGGGAGGGGGGAUGCAUGUGUGAGUUGUUCUGUGUUGCUUCAUUUCCCCGCUGUUGUGUCAGUAGUGGGUUAUGUGUAGUUGGAAUUGCCGGGGCGUGAGGGGGGUAGUGAAGGACAGGGGUGGGAAAGGUGGAGGAGGCGUGGAUAGACUUAGGGUUAGGCGGGGUGAGGUGUGAAGGGAUAAGGGCAGGUUAAAGGGUUCUGAACCCAGGUCCCCAUCCUAGCUCCCCCCGCCCUCAGGUCUGGCAUCCGCGGAGUCGUCUUGGGUCUGGCGACCCUUCCAUCAUGGUCUCGUUGUUGUUGUUUGUUCCCGUCGAGGGCCAAGAGCCUCCUAGCUUCUCCCGGGGGUUGUGUGUCUCCCCUAACCGCAGAGGGGGAGGCGAGCCUCUGGAGCCAGUGGUACCAAGUGUCAUGAUAGCGCUGUAUGCGCCCUGGAGUGGCAGCAUUUUUAAUAUACAGAAUGUGCACUUAAUUCCUUUGACCUUACAAUAAACUAUAAGAAGAUACAUAUUUUUACAGAAAACUUCUGAAAGCAUUCCCCUUUGAUAUAGAAGCGUAUUUGAAAUAUUUGGUAAGGGCUAUAUUUUGAGGUGAAUUCUUUUAAAUAUUUUUUUUUUAACUAGACAGACAAAUUUCUUUUAGGAGGAAGUGUGUUAAUACAUAAGUUAUUUAGUGAAAGAUAAAAUUAAACAAGCAGCUCUAUACACUUGUGUGAAAUACCUUCCUCUCCACACACCUCCAUAAACACACAACUUUAAGUCGUACUAGUAAAACCUAUACCCUUAGUGGAGCACUGUAAUAAAUAUUAAAGGGGUGGCUUACCCCACGUUAUCAUGAUGGGACCGUGUACCUCAGUUACAUAAAAGACAAAACAAGAAGAAUAGAAUAUAGUGCAGAUGGUAAUAAGAUUUAAAUACUUUGUCUUGAAAAUUGGGUCAUUAAAACAUAUGAAAUAAAACAUAAAAUUAACAUUAAAAAUGUAUUUGUUUAUUUUAUGUUUUAUUUCAUAUGUUUUAAUAUUUUUUCCACAAUACAUUUAGUACUUUAUAAGUCCUCUAAAGCAUCAAUAAUCUUUAUUGUGGUGGUGCCAUCCCCUCUAUAUUGACACUAUACCGGUUAUACUCAAAGCCAAGAUUUUAAGGCUCUAUAUAAGGUGAGCUUGAUGCCUAUUUUAUACUUUUAUGGUAUUUUAUUGGAUAUACUACACAUUGGACGCCUCUCUUUUUUUAUCUUUGCCAAAGUGAUAUCAGAGUGGAGGAGUGGUGUGAUCCUCUAAGAGCAUAAAAACCCUUCUAACAGAGUCAUUAUAUUAUAGGCUCCUUUACAUGUGAGUGACCCAAUUUUCAAAACAUAGCAUUCGAAUCUUAUUACCAUCUGCACUAUAUUCUAUUCUUGUAUUAUCCUUUAUGUAUCUGACGUACAUGGUAUCAUCAAUAUAACAUGGGUUAAGUCACACCCUUAUAUUUAGUACAGCUCUCCACUAAGGUUAUAUAUUUUACUCGUACCACUUAAAGUUUUGUGUUGUUGUUUCUUUGUUUUGUUUUUCUACUUUGAUUAAAAAAAUAUGUGGAAAACUCAAAAUGCUGGCAACUUAUUUUCUGUACAAAUAAAUAUAAAAUCACUUAAUGAUACACUUUAGGUUCUGCACAGUUUUUCUAUGCUUUUAAGUCUCUUCAAUUAUGACCCAUAAACCAUUCAUCCAAUCAUUAUCUAAAGAGUUAUUAUCUCUUUAGUUGCAUCAUUUAUACAUAAACACUGAUUAUAGUUGUGUUCUGACUGCUCCCCUGGCAAUUUAUCUUCACCAUUGUAUAAGCCAGCAUGGCAGAAACACAUCAGUCUAUUGCACUUUACUACUUGUUUGACUAAUCUCCCACUUCCUUUGAAUUGUUAGUUAGUUCAAGCAGGACAACUCUCACCUUUAGUUCUGGAAUCUGUGAACCUGUAUUGUCAUCAUGAAAUUUUAAUUUCAUCUGUAGUUGACAGCUGAUUUACACUAUACAAGGCUAUUGUUUUAUAGUAAUGUUGGUGAUUAUUGUUGAUGCAUCAUCUAUGAGAUACAUUAACCUUCUCAACAACAUUUAUAAUCAUUUGAUUAACUAGACAGUUCAUUUGACCUGUGUCUAAUAUAAUAUGAUGAGAUUCAUUCAUUUAUAAAUUUAUUUUAAGUUAAAUACAGUGCCAGUGAUUUUGUUCCAAAUAAAUUAUCAGAUAUUUUUCACACUUUGGUAUAGUAUUAUGUCCCUAUGUAUUGAUCCUAUGGAUAUCAUAAACUUGAAUUUGACUUUCUAUAUUGAUCCUAGUAACACUAAAAAGUAUGAUAAUGUAUUUAUUUAUUUAUUAUUAAUAUAAUCUAGAUUUGUGCAUUGCGAAUGAUUUUAUUCCAGUUAAUUGAUUUAGCUGAAAGAUAAACAUUUGGAUGAGAAGUAUUGCAGCCAGAAGAAAUGUGUUUCUUAGUGAAAAAAUUAGUUUUGACCACAAAAAUUAUGAAGAAACAAAAGUUGUAUAUAGGGUCCCUUUAACAAACAAAUUUUUUUUUCAAACUGUAAAUUGGUGAUUCAAAGCUGGUGUUAAAUGAACAAUGUAGCAUUGUGAAUACAUAUAUGAAUCCCUAAUGCUACAGUCCUGUUGCCCCUUAACAUUUCUGCACCCCAUCUGUACAAAAAUAAAAAUGAAAAAAUAAAAAAAUAAACAAUUACUCACUUUGUCUCUAGCGCUGCCAUGACCUCCUUCUUGGGUGCAUCAUCCUAGAGGUGUGCCUCCUGAAGUACAUGAAGUCAUGGUAUGUUACGGUAUGAGAGCUGGGAAGUAAGAUUCCUGACUCUCAUUAUCAAAGGGCUUGGAGACAGAAUUUUGAGUCAACCAAAAGGGCUCAACUACCUCGCUAUAUGGUUGAUUUAUGAUUCAAGUAUUUUCUGAUUUGGAAUUCAGAAAUUCAGCCAAACACCCGAUUGGCCCACAUUUGGUUUAAUUGCAGUUUGGAAUUAAAUUGAUUUCCAAGUCUAAUAUAAACCAAAGCCAGAUUUAAUUAUUUGACCCAGUCUUCCAGAGAUUUGUGACAGUGACAGUCACAAUUAGCAGAAUCUAUUUGCAUUUGUGAUCAUAAGUACCACACAUUAUUUACAAGGACAAAUGUUGCAGAGAGAGAGGAUGUCUCCCUCUCCCUAUAGGUCAUUUAAAUAACAGAUACCAGACACCGAUACCUAUAUGCUUCCAUUAAUUCAGUUCUUUCCAUCACAGCAGGUAGGCUGUAGCAUUCUAUUGAUGCUCAGAUUGUUUUAAAAGAUUUAAUGUGAGCUAUGAAAAUACUCUCUAUAACAUUACUCCACCUACACCAGAUAGUUCCAUUGACCAUUGACAGAAGGUUGCAUGGAUCCAUUGAUUUGUGUUGUUUACACCAAACCCGACCCAAACUGAGAUGUGUCAGACCAAGUAAUGUGUUUACCUAAAAAAUUUUUCAAGAAAAACAAGACCACCUGUCUGAAACCAGCAGUGGGAAUAAUUAUAUCAUUUAUUCACACUCUCUCUGUAGAUAAUAAAAUAUUUGUCCACCUCUUCAAAUUGAAAAUAACAACACAACAUCUACAGAUAUAAAGACAAUAAAAAUACCUAGAGCAGUAUUGUAUAUACAGCAGUAUCGGAUUUGUAUCUAUUGUGCUCAGAGAAGUAUAAUUCAUAGAAGGUAAAUUUCCACUUAUGGUUAUUGCACCACACUUUUCCCACUUCCACUACAAUUUUUUCUCAUAACCAUAGAAAUGAGAAGAAAAAAAUGUUUUUGGAAUCUUCUAAUGUUGAUGCAUCCAUAGAUUGUUUCAUCAGUUUCCUGUUCUUUGCUGACAGGAGUAGAACCUCUUGUGUUUUCAGCUGCUAUAGUCUAUGAACGAAAUUACCAGGAAAUAAGCAGUUUCUGAGAUAUUCAAACCAUCACAUUUGGCACCAACAAAUAUUUUACAUUCAAUUACUUAGCCACAUUUUUGUCUGAUAUGUUUGCAUUAUUGAGCAGGUGUUCAGGUAUACCUAAUAAAAAGUGGCUACUGAGUGUAUUUUGUGUUCGUAGAGAUAUAAAGAAAAAAGUCAAAGCAUUAUAGAAACCUACAUGUUAAACAUUGUGCUCUACAAAAUUGCAAAUAGAAAGCUGUGUUACUAUAGUAACACCAAUUGCACAUAACUCAUAACCACUUCUAGUAUAAGGAAAAUAAAAACAUAUUCUAAAAUUCAACACUAUUAGUCUGAAAAAAUAUAAAUGUAAAUUGUUGUCGAGUAAUUGAAAUUAAUUAUUUAGCUACAUGACUUUAUAUUGUAUUCAGUAUUGCGGUUUGUAGUUUGUAUUUUGAGUACUCAAUGUAUUUCCUUGAAAAAUUUAUGUUGACUCUAUAGUUAAACUAUAUAGUUUCAUCAUUCUAUCUUAUUUAAAGGACCACUAUAGUGCCAGGAAAACAUACUCGUUUUCCUGGCACUAUAGUGCCCUGAGGGUGCCCCCACCCUCAGGGUCCCCCUUCCGCCCGGCUCUGGAAGGGGGAAAGGGGUUAAAACUUACCUUUUUCCAGCGCUGGGCGGGGAGCUCUCCUCCUCCGAUCCUCCUCCGUUCCUCCCCAUCAGCUGAAUACGCAUGCGCGGCAGGAGCUGCGCGUGCAUUCAGCCGGUCGCAUAGGAAAGCAUUAUCAAUGCUUUCCUAUGGAUGCUUGCAUGCUCUCACUGUGAUUUUCACAGUGAGAAUCACGCAAGUGCCUCUAGCGGCUGUCAAUGAGACAGCCGCUAGAGGCUUUGGGGGAAGGCUUAACCCAUUCAUAAACAUAGCAGUUCCUCUGAAACUGCUAUGUUUAUAAAAGAAUGGGUUAAGCCUAGCUGGACCUGGCACCCAGACCACUUCAUUAAGCUGAAGUGGUCUGGGUGCCUAGAGUGGUCCUUUAAUAAAGAUUACAUUAUUAUCAAAUCUGUUUACAACACUGACAUUUUGAUUAACAUAACCCUAUUAUUGUAAAAGAAUUUCAGUAAAAUGCAAGUGUGUAUUAUUAUAAUUACCUUAGUCCAGAUAUAAAAUGUGUCCCUUUAUUCAGAUGAAUCCUAUCCAUGGUGGACAAUUUAACCUUUAAAAAUGCAUUUAAUCUAAUGUUUACAAGUAAGGUUACAUUUAUUCAUAUAUUACACAUACCUGUGUAAACAUAAUGUAUUAGAAUGGACUCCAGGUCAUAAUAAAAUAAUAAAAGAUGCCCUGCACCUUGAUAUAUAUCAAAUUCUUGCUGGAUUUCCUAUUGUAUUAUAUUUGAGAUAAAUCAUUUGAUAGAUAAAUUUGUGACAGAACAAAUUUGACAGUCACAAAAGAAAAAUGUGGUAACAUCACAGCUAGAUUUCAGUUGUUUUACCACUGAUUCAUGAUAUUAUUUUAUCAUAUUGUAGUAUUCUGUUCCUUAGUAAAAAAAAUAAAAUAAAAUAACAUAUACAAUUGCAUUUACUGGUAUAGGUCAAUAUUCUCUUAAAAAUGCAUUGUCUAUGGCAGGAGUUCCUAAUUAAUUUUUCCUGUGGAACCCUUUGACAUAGUAUACCAACAUCGUGGAACCCCCCCAAAAAGAAAAUUUGCGCCGUAGCACAAACCUUUUAGUAAGUGGCUUUUUUAUUAUCAUUUUUAAAUAUUUUGCUUAAAAAAAGGCAAAGUCUUUAUGUAAAAUGACGAUGUAAUUUAGUGGGUGCUAACGAACUGUUUGGCAAUAUUUUCUUGCAAACUAAACAUUGUGCUUGAGGUAUAUUUUUAUUUCUGGCACUUGUGAAUCCAAAUUUUAAGUAGCUGUCGUCAUAUUUUCUUUUCCUUGUUUAAGAAGAAGAUUGGGUAGCAUUGUGUGCUUUUCUUUUUUCUUUGACUUGUCACUUGUCUCUGCUAUUUUGGAACAGCAGAUUCAACUAUUUCAACAGUUGGAAACAGUAAUAAUUUUUCACUUGAUAGUUCCUUGUUUUAACCAGAUGUCCAAAUUCAUGGUUGUUGGUUGGUAAAAAAGCAAAAAAAAAACAAAACUUCUCUAACCUGAAAAAAUUCAGAUCUCACUAGCUAACUGAAAUGGAUGCUGUUUUUUUAUAAUGCUCUUAGAAAGAACUUAAUGUAAGAAGGAGUUUGAAUAAGUCUUAGAGCAAAAAGGUUAGAACACUUUUAAACUGGUCUCACUACCUAACUGCAAAGGAUGCUGUUUUUUUUUUUUUUUUAUAAAGCUCUUAGAAAGAAAUGAACAUAAGCAGGAUUUUGGCUCAGUCUUGGCGUAAAGAGAACACAUCAAAACAGCUUCCUUUGCAGUCAGGUAGUAAAACCUGUAGUAAACAGCUCUUAGAAAGAAAUUAUUUUGGUAGAUCACAGAUUUCUACUGAUAGUACACAGAAAUAAUUAAUAUAUAUAUAUAUAUAUAUAUACACACUUUUCAAAAAAAUAAAGGGAACACUUAAACAACACAAUGUAACUCAAUGUAUACUUCUGUGAAAUCAAACUGUCCUCUUAGGAAGCAACACUGAGUGACAAUCAAUUUCACAUGCUGUUGUGCAAAUGGGAUAGACAACAGGUGGAAAUUACAUGAUUUUGCUAUUACAUGACGAAAAGUCAUGAUUUUAUUAAAGACACGGAGGCGAGUAUUGCAUAUCCCUUUCUUUACUGUCCACCAAUAGCAGCAAAGGAUAUAAACAGAAUGAAAAAACAAUGAACAUACAGUGACAUAGGCCCCUCCCUGCACAGGUCCCAGGAGGACCUGGGAGAUGGUAUGGGAGAGAGUAGAAGACAUGGACCCCAUUGGUGCCAUAAUGGCAUCUGUCAUCGAGCGCUGUAGUGCCAAGAAUUGGUCCCCUUCAGGUUGGGUGGGUCUAUCUGCCAGAGUAGAUGGCGUGUCAUAGAUGACGGGGGUCUCUCCCAGAGGCAAAAGGGCAUCUAUCACCCCAGAGGGUGGUGAGCUGGAAGGCAUCCUGGGUUUGGGCAUAUUGGAUGCAGCUCAAUAUUCCUACUAGUGAGUUUACAGGGUAGUAAGGGUUAGUCACCCAAACUAUAGGGAAAGAGAACGAUAGGGAUCUCACCAGGGUCCAGACCAGAGGCACACAGACACACACGAGGUAGUAUGAGAGAAAAAUGUGAGCUGUUACUUAUCUUUGGAGCAGCAAAGAAAGAGGGUAGGGAGGGGCCUAUGGCACUGUAUGUUCAUUGUUUUUUCAUUCUGUAUAUAUCCUUUGCUGCUAUUGGUGGACAGUAAAGAAAGGGAUAUGCAAUAUGAGCCUCUGUGUCUUGUCAUAAAAUUGUACAAAUGGGAUAGACAACAGGUGGAAAUUACAGGCAAUUAGCAAGACACCCCCAAUAAAGGAGUGGUUCUGCAGGUGGUGACCACAGACCACUUCUCAGUUCCUAUGCUUCCUGGCUGAUGUUUUCGUCACUUUUGAAUGCUGCUGGUGCUUUCACUCUAGUGGUAGCGCCCGUUCCCCAGACCUGAAUCCAAUUGAGCACAUCUGGGACAUCCUGUCUCGCUCCAUCCACCAACGUCACAUUGCACCACAGACUGUCCAGGAGUUGGCAGAUGCUUUAGUCCAGGUCUGGGAGGAGAUCCCUCAGGAGACCAUCGGCCACCUCAUCAGGAGCAUGCACAGGCAUUGUAGGGAGGUAAUACAGGCAAGUGGAGGUCACACACACUACUGCGCCUCAUUUUGACUUGUUUUAAGGACAUUACAUCAUAGUUGGAUCAGCCUGUAGUGUGUUUUUCCACUUUAAUUUUGAGUGUGACUCCAAAUCCAGACCUCCAUGGGUUGAAAAAUUUGAUUUCCAUUUUUUCAUUUUUGUGUGAAUUUGUUGUCAGCACAUUCAAAUAUGUAAAGUAUUUCAGAAGAAUAUUUAAUUAAUUCAGAUCUAGGAUGUGUUAUUUUUGUGUUCCCUUUAUUUUUUUGAGCAGUGUAUAUAAUUAUAUGUAAAUAAAAUUAUAUGUAAAUAAGUACAAAAUAAAAAUGUGAAAAGCCAAACCCAAAUACCGUAUAUACUCGAGUAUAAGAUGAGUUUUUCGGCACAUUUUUUGUGCUGAAAAAGCCCCACUCGUCUUAUACUCGAGUCAAGGUCUGUAUUAUGGCAAUUUACAUUGCCAUAAUAUAGACCAGGACCGCUGGGCUCAUUACAAGCCCGGCGGUUCUGUUGGAGGCUUGCAGCAAGCUAUAACUUACCUUUCCUGCAGCUCCUGUCAGCUCCCUUCUCCUCCGUGCCGGUCAGCUCCCACUGUAAGUCUUACGGGUUACAGUGGCAACGCUCCGCACGGCACUCAGACCGCGAGACUUACAGUGGAGGAGAAGGGAGCUGACCGGAACGGAGGAGAAGGGAGCUGACAGGAGCUGCAGGAAUGGUAAGUUACAGCUCGCUGCCAGCCCCCCUCCUACACAGUCCAUGCCACUAGAGCACCAGGGAAUAAUAUUGCCCCCCUCCCUGGUCAUGCAACAAGCAGGGAGGGGGGACAAAAAAAAUAAAAUGAAAAUGUAAAUAAUAAUAUAAUAAAAUACAAAAUUUAAUAAUAUUAAAAUAAAAUAAAAAUAAUAAUAUUAAAAAAACAAAUAGUAAUAUUAAAAUAAUAAUAAUAAUUAAAAAAAAAAAUGCCCAUCCCCACCAAGGUUACACACACUGCAUCCAUACACACACACUGCAUUCUUACACACACACUGCACACACUGCAUUCAUACACACACACACUCUGCAUUAUAUACAUACAUACACACACUGCAUUCAUUAUAUACACAAAAUAAAUAUUCAAUUAAUGUAAUUUUUUGGGGAUCUAAUUUUAUCUAGAAAUUUACCAGUAGCUGCUGCAUUUCCCACCCUAGUCUUAUACUCGAGUCAAUAAGUUUUCCCAGUUCUUUGGGGUAAAAUUAGUGGUCUCGACUUAUAUUCGGGUCGACUUAUACUCAAGUAUAUACGGUAACUUGUUUUCAGCUGCAGACUUUUAACAGUCUCUACAUGACAAUAGAAAUAAAUAAACCUAUCUUAUAUGCCACAAUGGACACUAAUCUAAAGAGUUGUAAUUUCUAAAUGGCAGUAUAAGAAAUCAUUUUUUCUAUUGCCAAUAUUGUGAGCUGAGCACCUAACAGAGGCUUUGAAUGCUUCAACUCUAUCAGAAGCAAUGUUUUGUUUGUGUUUUUUGGUAUAUCAUUGAUUUAUACAGAUAGUAAGCAGACUAUAUAUAUUUCUUUAAUAAAAUUAUUUGUAAAUAUGUUUAACAAAAAAAGUAGUAGCCCAACUAAAAUAACUUGUUUUCUAAUGCAGACUUUUAACACAGUCACAAAACCUAUCCACAGGUGUCACAAUGGACACUAAUCUAAAGGGAAGUAUCAGUCUAAAUGGCAGUAAAAUAUACAAUUUUCUUAAUUUAUAUUGUGAACUGAGAACCUGAAUGCUUCCACUCUCUAUCACUCAGUGGAUAGGAAAAGGUUGACAGAGGGCGGACUGACAGAGGGCAGGCAUGCAUAAGUGUGUGGCAAUCUCACAAUUUCUUAAUAAGAUCGCAGCCAUGCGAUCUCUGCUGUUUUUGUCCUUCCGGGAACAGCAUGGAAUGACGGUCAUCUUGGAUGUGGCGAUUCACAGCAGAACCCCAAUUUUAUUCUUGCGGAACACCAAUUGGGAAACACUGGUCUAUGGGGAAUAUUUUUGCCCUGUGAUUAUUGAUUAAAUAAAAACUGUAUUUUCUCCCCUAACUUUAUAUUCAAAUACACUAGUUUCUGAAAUUAACACAAUUUUUCAAUUGUUUAACAAAACUCAUCUCCUUUUUUGACAGAACUGUUGUUCAUACAGUUUACAAAUUAAUAAUCAAAAUAAAAUAUUUUUUGAAGAGAAUGCAAAAACAUCAGAACCGAUUUAUGAAGUUCAGCUAAAAAUUACAGGGAAAUUAUACAGGAAUUAUGUUCUUAUUGACAAAUGCAUUCCACAAUACAAGGAGAAGCUGCAUUAUAUAAAUGAAUAUUCAGUAUAACACUAUAGAAUAUUAAGUUCUCCCACACUUCACACUGUUACUCCCACUCAUUGUCAAUCUGUUGCUAUAGCAAAAUUUCCAAUCAUGAAGCUAGUCACAUGAUUUAGAGUGUUUUUUUCUCACUCGGUGUUUAAUAUUAAAAGAACAAUACAUUAUAUAUUUUUUAUUACUAUGUCUAGAUUAAAUGUUCUAUUUUGAUAUUUUAACAGGCAGAGCAUGUUUUAAAAUACCAAAUUGUACAGUGUGGCACCACAAUUAAUAUGUUUCAUUUUCUUUGUAUACCUUUUUAUGGCCAAUAUUGUAUAUUUUAUUUCCUUGGAUCAGAGAGAGAAUAUUACUGAGUAAAGGUUAAAUGGAAUCUCUUUUACUAAUGAUUUACUGCAUUCCUUAGCUGCCAGCUUUUUCAAUCUACUGGUGUCCUUGGAAGUAAUACAAUAAAGAUUGAUAAUUAAAAAUGCAAAAAAAAAAAAAUUAUAAAAAAAAGUCAAUUUUUUUGUGUUUAUUUUAAAUUUGUAUUAAUUUUAAUUUUUGCAUUUUUACUUGACAAUCUUUGUUGUAUUUUUGUAUUAUUCGUGGAACAGAGUCUUUACAUGACUGGGAGAGAACACUUCUAAUCUUUUGUAUUUUCAAUUAUAGGUUAAUAGGUUCCGUAUUCCUCUCUACCCAUCUAACUUUACUGCAUUUCAGUAGUAAACUGUCUCCCUAUUUUUUUCUACUUUUGCUCCACUUAACUCUUAUUUUUGUCCUUGGAAGUAAGCCAUUUUCUGACAGACAUGUAACCAGUGUGGAAUUUUGGUAAUAAAUGUAUAUGUGAGAAGAACAACAGGGUUUCUAUGAAUCUUCUUUUAAUAGUAAUGAAGACUGUGGCGGAACAGACAGCCACGUGUUCUUGGAGGGGGCUGCUUGUCCGCCUCCUACCUACUGGGAUAUAUGGCAUUUGAAAACACUAUUUGUGCCCUGUGACAAAACUGGAGAUUGUGCACAAAUAUGACUAUUAUCCAUAUGUUUUAUGAUUCCCUUCGUUUGUUGCACUGUUCCCCCAUGUGUUUCAUCUGUUGGUUCGGCUGGAUAGACUACCAGACAAACUGUGUAGUUACUGGGUGGCCACCAUUUCAUGUAUCAGAGGCACAUGGUGAGAACAAUGGAUGGCGGCCAUUUUAACUCACAGACACUGUUUUGACUUUUCUACACGGUGCCAUCUCGCCGGUAUUUGGUGCACAAAGACAUCAUUUAGUAGUUUUAAACUACAGAACAGGGGACAUAUUUAACAGUAAUUAUUUUUCAUAUAGCCUGUAUAUGUUCUGCGGAAUCUGCAUUAAACCAUAUCUUCCAAACUACUGAACAGAUUUUGGAUAUGUGGUUCACCCAGAUCCCCUGGUUUCCGAGGAUGCAUUUUUAUGGGGUUAUUGCAUGUUUUGUGGUCCCUGUGAUAUGUUUUAUAAUACUGUAUUUCCAUGCCUGUGAUAAUUAAGUUAGUCUAUUGUGUUGAGAAAAUUGUAUCACAGGCAGAGGGGAGGAUUUCUGAUGUAAUUAAUGGGAGUGUUAGCUGUGUUGUAAUGUGUUGAUUGGUUGUUCUUCAAAACCCUGUGGGCUGUACUAUGUUUGUAGAAUGUGAAUAAAAGAGGCUGGAUGUCCCAGUACAGACAGUUCUACUUCACCCUCAACACAUAGUCUUGUCUCGUGAUUGGAGGGGACAGCUAUACUCACACUGGGGAUUGCUAUGCUCUGCCUACUCCCCUGAGCUUUAAUCACUUAGCUCUUUUAAGAGCUUGUUCCUGUUACGCUCUCCUGGAGGAGAGGUCUUCACCUCACGGUCCUGGUUGACAGAAGUUGAUCCAGGGUGGACAAAGACGGCGAGACUCCAGUUAAGCUACGGCGGUUGUGGAGUCUACAGUGGUUGUGGUGUCCGGUGCAGUGCUUGAAGUCCUCAGGAAGCGCUAGGAGCAUCCUUCAAUGGAGGUACCCAGUCGGGGUGCCCCUCGAUCCGUUAAAAAGCCUAUAUGCUUCUACAUAUAGUAUAUAGAAAACAAAUGAAACUGGAUACAUACUAGAAAGUCAACACUGAAUCAUUUAUAGACAGUGAACACACUUAAUUCUAGGCUGUAAAAAAAGUGAAAUUAAAAUAUUUUGUCAUUUCAAAUGGCUAUACAAAUUUUGUGGUAUUUGUGAUUAACAAAGCAUUACCAUUUGGAGUGUUGGUCAAUUCUUACCUUAACCCUAUUCGAGAGAAUGCAAAAUGGCAAUUAAGUAAAUAUGAAACAUACACACAUUCCUCUGAUCAAAUGAUUUGGUAGGUAACAAACAUUCUAAUAGGUUCUUCAGUAUUUUACUUAUUUUAAGGAAACUUCUUAGUAGAGCAUAUUCUUAGUAGAACAUUUGGGACAGCCAGGGUGCAUACAGCUUCUUUGAUCGUGAAAAUAUUUCUAAUUUCUUAGCUAUUUGGCUAAACCUCUGAUGAUGAUAGAAUUCUGAAAAUCCUGGGUCACAACAUUAGCAGAGAAACUGACAGCUGAAAAACUGCUAAGUGGGUGUGCCAUUAAGUUAUUUUCUUCCUAAGCAUCUACUUUUGUUUUAGCUCCUUCAAAACAUGAUUAGUUUAUUUUUUUGAAACCAUUGAAUUUUGAUUACUUUUCUUAUCAAUUUAAAUUUGUGACAUGUACAAAAGCAGUUUUUUUGGUAAUCACUGCAUCUUCAUUAAGGCUUCAAUGCCAAUUUAAAAAUAUGUGACAAUUAUUAGAAACUCCGUUUAAAGUGACCAUGACAGUAUUGUAUCAUAUUGUUCGUCUGUGGAUACUCUCACACACUGAAAAAAAUAUCGACACAUUUCUUGCCUUAACUUUUGAGAAACAUUGACUAGUGAGCUAAAUUGAAUGUGACAUUCUUCACUGACAUAACUUUAUAAUGCACCUAUGAGCUAUGUAAGAGAAUAAUGCUUUAUUAAUGGCUAUCAAUAACUGGUUAUGAUAACUUAUUGUCAGGUAAUUAUAGUAGUUGUUUAACUAUCUGGUAUGAUCCAUGGCAUUUAUACUGUCAUUCCCCGACCAAUUACUUUCACCCCUUGAAUCCUGCCAGUUUCCCAUGGUGAGGUCAUCAUGAUGAUAUUGAGACACAUGGGGCUUGCACUCGAGUCAGGGCCUCAACUUGGUACAUGACCUGACUAAACAAGGUGGUGCGGGAUGGGGACACCCAGGGAGGAGAAGGUUGUUCCUAUGUCCAUCCCACAGGAGAUAUGCUAACCCACCACAGCCCAUUUAGAGGAGAGGGGAUAUGGGUGUACCAAGAGAUGGGUCAUCCCUCAUGUACAUUUGGACCGAGACAGAACACCACACGCAGACCUACCUAGGCAGAUGCAGCUUUUACUACCAUACCAUACACCACUACUUAACCCAUGAUGGAGGGGGGUUUAGCAAAUACAUGGACACGAGCCGCGAGGUGGCAGAGGGAGAGGGCGGACUGAGGCUGGCACAUCCCAGUUCACUGACCAGUGUGAAGAGGGAGAUUCUUAUUGAAACAGACGACCAUCUAGCACUUCAACGACACACUCUCCCACAGCACCCCAAAUGUGCUCCAGGGCACCCGUGUGACACCGCCUCCAGCAGGGCCACCAACCACAUGCAAGCAGACUACAUACACUCAUGACAUGAUGCACUACAAGCAGUAGGAUGACUACAGUUGACAAACAGAGUUUCGCAUCACAUACAACCCUCACACUAAUUUAUGUAAUACGCAGCAACCAGGGAAGUGCUCACCAAUCGAGACACGGGGACAGAACAGGAAGGGUUGACCAUGCAUACCUAAAGGUUACACAACAACACGACCAUCAGGACUGGGGCACUUUUUGCCCAUGGGGACACUGUGGAUGGGGGUCUACACACAUGGAGUUAGCUUUAAGGUUGAGGGGAGGCAGGACCUUCUUCAAAAUCAGUUCUUGGCCCAACAUCAGGGUAUGGCUUCCAAGAAGUCAUCAACGUGAUAUACUUUAAACAAAGUACUCUAACAGGGGAGUGACCAACCCAACUCACUUGGGGAUUCUCGCUCUACUGUUAGACACGUGUGGCAGAGGUGGUGUCUAGACCACCUACUUUAACUUAAGUACUUUUCUCUAUUUCUCCCUCUUCCCUCCCACCCCACACCCCACAAGCUUCCCCCCUCCAAUUUUUUCCCUUCCUUCCCACACCAAUUAUCUCCCAUAUUGGGGGUGAGACGAUGGGAACAUCAGGGUUCAUCCCAAAGUCACUGAAGGUGCGCACGCUCAAUGUCAAGGGACUCAAUAGGCUGGAACGUCGAUCGCAACUCCUUAGAGAAAUAUGUGCAUUCUGCACGUCAGUCGCUGUGGUUCAAGAAAUGCACUUCAGAAGAGGUGGAGAUUCCCCACUACCAGACUGGAGAUACCCCAAAGGAUACUUUGCCUCACAUGAGACUUGUAGGAAAGCGGGGGUGGUGAUCCUCUUCUCCCACCUGACUCCUUUUGAUACCACCAACCAGAUGGAGGGUCGUUUCCUGUUCAUGAAGGGGCACAUCAACUCCCAAAUACACACUUUUGCCAUGCUCCAUGCGCCGAUCAAUCGGCAACAUCUCUUCCUAUAGUCAAUGCUGCAAAAACUAGCCGAAUUCACAGCAGGGGUCUUAGUGCUGGGUGGCAACUUCAACAUGUCACUGGACCUUAGGUUGGACACAUCUCGAGGGCACAGCGCUAUCCCUUACCAACACAUUAGACAAGUCAAAAAAGCCAUGCAGAGACUGCACCUGAUAGAUUGCUGGAGGACGUUGAAUCCAGAGGGUAGGGACUACACCCACCAUUCGGGGGUGCAUAAAUCUUAUUCCAGGAUAGAUUACAUGUUCCUUAUGCAACCAUUCCUGACAGCCCUUCAAGAUGCCCACAUCGGGAGAACAUGACGUGGUUGGACCACUCACCCGUGGGAAUAUGCAUGAAAUCCCCCUUGGUCAAACCCAAGGAACGAAUUUGGCGCCUGAACGAAGUGGCCUCAACAAUCAAAGAUUCACUAACCCACUACUUUGCGGACAACGCUACAACAGAUAUGACCCCAACGGUAAUUUAGGAAGCACACAAAGUUCAUCACCAUAGGAGCACGCAGGACAAAGGCCAGGGCGGCGGAACUUCAGUCGUUGCUCAAAAUUUUAGAGUAGUUAGAACAGAGACAUAAACUCAUGCUGACAGAAGCGGACUUUAAACUCCUCCUGGAUGCCAGAAAGAGCCUGAAGACACUGCUCUCCCAGCAACAACUACACAAGCUGCAGAAAUCCAGACGCUUCUUUUGCAAACACUUGAACAAAUGUGGGAGAAUACUAGUGAAAAUACUGAGGGAAAAAACAAGAAUGAUUCCAGAUCAAUAGGACAUGGUUAGGGUCUCAGAGGCACACAGAACAUCCCAUGGAGAUGACAGAAGCCUUCAGCAAUUAUUACAAUGCCCUAUAUAAUUUACGGGAGGCAAAAUCUCCUCAGGUGGAGGCUGCUCGCAUAGCCAAUGCCGACAUGGCAGCACUGGACGAAGAGAUUACCAUUGAGGAAUUACAGGGGGUCAUCAAAACAUCCAAAACAGGCAGAGCGCCAGGCCUGGAUGGCUUCUCCCUGCGAUACUAUAAAAAAUUUGGGGAAGUACUGCUGGUGGUGUUUAAUUCCCUACUGCAGGGAGAGAAGCUGGGGAUGGAGUUGCUGACAGCAUAUAUCACCGUUCUCCCAAAGGAGGGUAAAGACCCCGAGAUAUGCGCUAGUUAUAGGCCAAUUUCCUUAUUGAACUGUGACUGCAAACUACUAGCCAAGGUCCUGGCGGCCCGUCUGAAACCGGCCCUGACAUCUCUGAUUGGCCCGAACCAAAUCAGCUUCGUCCCUGGGCAAGAAGCCAAGGACAACUGCAUUUGACUCCUGAACAUGAUACCUCCACUUAUCCAUAUCUUCUGGGAAUGCCCACACCUGGUCCCCUACUGGAGGAAGAUCUUUGACACCAUGGCACAGGUGGUGGACGAGGGAGUGAACUUCAAUCCUUCAGAGAUGUUGUUGAACAAAUCUGUCUGUCUCACCAUACAAAAAAUAGCUCUCGAGUCAUUUGCUUAAAGCAUUUGCUCAGUGUUCCCACUAUAUUGGCAGGGUAAGGAACCCCAGUCAUACGAGGCAUGGUUGGGAAGGGUUUGUUAAGACACCCCUGGUGUCUUUAAGAGAAACCGCCGUUUAGUUAGCCUUCCCCUUUCGCAAUACCAAUAACUCCGUUCGCAUAGACUGCAGUAUACGAACCAACAUCAGGGGAAGCGGCAAUCUCCCGACCGGAAUCUGUGAAAGGCUCCAAACUCCCGAAUGGAAAUCCACGAACUGCUGCUAGCCGCCGAACAACGAUAUCCACCAAGCGGCUUUCGGUUCUAAUCAGCAGUCUCCAAGUGCAAAGAAGAAAUCCCCCCAAUAACGAGACAGAAGCUCCGCAUUGAGGGUCAAACAGGAUCUGUCUUUACUGUGGGCUACCUGCCCGUAUUUAUGCAGCUCUACCACUUGGUGGACACUCCCCUAGGGGACCAAAUGGGAGACUGAAAUUACAGAUGGACAUGGGGACAUUUCAGACAUACAAUCACAAGCUUUUCCCACAAUGCAAUAUGGUUUCCUCCCCUCUGCCCUGGAGAUAAUUGAGAAGUAAUUCAAUUAUCUCCAGGACAAAGAAAAAUCGCCAUCUUAAAUACAAUACCAGAAAACACAUAAAAAUACAUAACUUUAAAAUAACCAAACAUUUCCCAUGCGCAUCACAUAUCCCCAGAUAGCCUGGAUCUGAGUGCAUAUUAUUAGCGAAUAGCGCUCAGAUCCCACACACAUAGUUCAAUCGCCAUGGAGUCAAAAUCCUUACAGUCUUUCGGUAUGCGAUUGACUCCAUGGGAAGGCUACCUGGGUUAAAUCCUUUUGUGUGUUUCAAAACUCCCGAACGGCCGGUGUUCGUACGCUUUUGUCGAGGCAGCCAGGGAACCCGUUGUUUCAGCGGUGUUCGGCAGAAAAAGUGUCCUUUUAUAGUUCCAUGGAAUCGGUGCCAAACACCGCUGGGCUUUCGUGCGUUUUAAAAUUACCGCUGCCUCGUGGUCGACAUACAAACGACGGCUACCCUGAAUUCGUUUAAUUGAGAAGUGUCUGCGGUUAACCACAACGUUCUAAUUGGGAUCAAGAGGUUAACCAGCAGCACACUUCUUAUCCUGGGUGGCCAUCCGUUUGGUGAAUUUGUUCGGUGAAAACAGUCAUUCGUAUGGCUGGGCUAUAGAAACAGCCAUUUACACGAAAAGGGGGCAGAAAUAGACGAAUCCACCACAAUAGAUAGAAAGAUGGUUCUGUCACAGGGUUGAAGAGAUACGACAAGUGGAGGAGGAGGCAGCCAUGGGGGGAGGAAGAUUAGACAAAUACGAGGAGAUAUGGCAACCAUAGGCAUUCUAUCUAUGCACCAGAAAAUAAAGCAUUGAGGGAGCCUAGGGUCCACCACAGAAUGCUGAAUGCUGACGGGACCCCCGGACAGAGUUAGGGCUGAGCUGGAGGGUGGAACAUCAAUAAAAUGGACGACACUCACCUGCAAGCCCGGAGGUACCUGGCACAUGCCUACACUUGCACCACAGCACCCCCCCUUCCACCACAGCACCCCCUCCCCCCCUUCCUCCUUCCCCCUCUUUUUUUUUCCCUUUCACCAUUGUCUUCGUUGUUCACAGUUCAUCACCAUUAAGUUACUUCUCUCUUCACCUCUUCUCACUUCAACACUUCUUGGGACUCAGAUGUAUUGCUCACACAGACGAGUUCCCCCUUACACUCACACAGCACUAAUUGGCAGAACCAGAGGCCGCGCAAGUCACAUGGUUUAGACGGGAAAGAAUCCUGGGAUAGCGUACAGCUGGAUACUUAGGUCACCAUACAACAGACCACGAUAUUGGAAAGAGGGGUAGGAUUAGGCCCCCCCAUGGGUAGGGUGUCAUGACUGAUACAAGGACCUAACACACUGAGGCAUGUGACAACGCUGAUAGGGGGAAAACAGACACCGGUAGGCUACUUGCCCAGGACUGCAAGACUACAUGCUAUCCCACUAUCACAAGUACACCACACUACAACAGACGUAGCUGGUUGAUCAACCAACAGCUCGCCACUACUUUGACAACUCUUGACAGACCUAGGCAAAUAUAAGAAAGGGGGACAUACGCCAGAAGCCAAACCCAGCAUGUACAUAAUCCAUAGGUAUUGUAUUAUAUUGUUCGUCUGUGGAUGAUACCUAGCGGCUGAGAGUUUUUUCUUAACAUGUGUGGAGAGAUACAUGUUGGCAUUGGAUGAUACCUUGAGCCACGGAACUGCUAGCUCCUCCCCAGAAAGUUCUAUUAGACUAACACGAGAUAAGGCCCAAGAGGUCAUGAUGGUGAACAGUAGAUUUGGAGCCAGGCAUCAAGCUACACGGGACCCAAGUUCUAAAGUGCUGGAGAUGUACAACCUCCCGCAUAUGUAUGUUUCAGAAUUCUUCAUAAACAUGUAUAUGAGCAGUGUUAUGUAAUAUGCCAGCUGGCACAUACUACCUUAUUAUGAAUGAUUGACAAAAAAAAAUCAUAUCGCAAUGUUUUGCUCACUUAACUGGAUCUCUACUGGGCUCAAAUGCUCCCUGGUUGCACAGUGACAUGCUUUCACCAGAAAUAUAUUAUAACACUCAGUGAAUAACUAUGGAACAUAGGAAAGUUCAGCAGUAAAAACUGGGGACCAAGUUGGAAGAACAUAUCUUUACUGUUUUUGACUCAAAGAGGAGAUAGGAAAACCAUUGCAGUGCAAUAUAUCUGAUUUAUCUUGCAGUUAUAGGUUCUUAUUUUCUUCCCACACUAUCAGCAAUUUGCCGGUAGGCAGGUGCCUGCUCUGGUAAGAAUGGUUGCUCCAUACACCCUGCAUCUUACUAUCAACCAGAGCAAACCUUCCAUGUUCCCUGGUUAUUCUGACACUGACUGAUAUAUGCAUAGCUGGUCAUGAAACAUAUGCUCACAGCAUCAGGAGCAUAUGUAUCAUGACCAGCUAUGCAUUGAAAGCCAUCCCCAGUAAAUAUGUAUUUACUAUGAAAAAGCUGGCCAUUCCAGCCAUCAAGACCAACAGUGUUUAUUUGGUGCAGCUACUAACCAGAAGUGGCUUAGUAAGCACUUUUAAAAUCUAGAUAACUCUUCAUCAUUACAUUGAAAUACCUGUUCAAGCUAAAGAUAUAAACAUGGUAAUUUUGUAAAAAAAAAAUAGAGAUUCUUUUUCUACAGCAGAGUCUCUUAAGAUACACUAAUAAUUUGCUUUGUCAUAUUGAAAAACCUACUGCACCUGCUUCCAGUACAGUUUUGUCUGGUUACAAAGAUAUGCCUUUAUCAAUGUACACUUUAUUCAUUUUAGGGAGAACAAACACCAGGACUUAUGUUCACAAUUUCCCUGAACCAGGCUGCACUUUUGUGCAAAAUAAAAUAA
This is a messenger RNA of Pelobates cultripes (western spadefoot toad), 79367 nucleotides long. The record is from the annotation of a GenBank genome assembly. Lineage: Eukaryota; Metazoa; Chordata; Amphibia; Anura; Pelobatidae.